CUUCACACAUACCAUCUUACACAACACGUGUUGGAAGUACCCGGCUUCUAGCACCACUAGGUUACGUAGCACCACGGCUUUGGUGUUUGGAGAAUUGGUGUUUAAUCUUCAUGACUGAUAUGUUGGAGUCGUUGUUUAUGAGGAAAGAUGUUUCAAAAAGAGUGUUGUUUUGAAUGUGUAAGUGCUGGGUGAGUUCAAACUUUCUCUUCUAAGCACGGCAUGGAAACCUGUUUGCGUUCAUCUUUUAUACAAGAAAUUAGGAAAUGUGCUUGCUUGUGUUAAUUGUGAGUUCAAAUUUGUAUUAAAUUUUUAAUCAAACCAUCUCCAGGGUGAAUCGGCACCCUUGUUAUUUUAAUAUAUAAUAUGCAUUUGUUGUUGUGUAGUUGCGUUUAAUGUUAAAGGUUGGCAAGAUUGUGUAUUGAAUGAAAAAGAAUGUUUAACAAAUAAACUACAUUGAUACCUCGAAGUCAUGUACGUGUGUGUGUCGAGGAUUGCUGAUCUGUCUUGAGACACGAAGUCAUGUUCGUGUGUGUGUGUCGAGGAUUGCUGAACUGUCUUAAGACAAGAGACAGCCAAUAAUCCUUCCUUUAUACUAGAGAUAAGACUUGGUCAUAACAGUGGGGAUAACAUUCCUUGCAUUGUUACCCGGAUAACAACGGGUGACCCUUCGUGUGUACUAUGCAAUAGCGGAAUGUUGCCUAUAAUAUAAUAAACUACAGAUGUCCCACAUCCGGGCCCGAUAUUUUAGAAUAGAGGCGUGUCGGUUUCGGAAAAUAGCCGGCUACAGUGGCUCCAGGUGUCAUCAAUGGGCGUGUCUAUGUACACUUACAUAUCCCAGAGUUGCUAUUGGUUAAAACCAGCAAAAUCUCCCCAAAAUGGAAGAGUUAUCAUGAUCAAAUUUUUCAAUUAUGUCUGAGUUCGGAGCCUUUUAAAAACUCCAUAUAUUUGGUCACAAUUUUAAAAAAAACACAAAUUAUUGACCCAAAUGACGGGACAAUAUCAAUAUUUCUAAAUGCUUGUUUGUUUAUGUAUGAUAAAAAACUAAGGUUUUUUGGAUGUCCGUCUUCUUUACCAUCGGAAUGUUUCCAACAUGACUCCACAGAUGUAUGUUGGGACUGAGAGUCUUUGUUUCUAGCCUGAUGAGAGCUGUGCACACUCUAACACGGCAUACAGCCGCUACACAUGUACACGUCAGACACUCACGAGCUUACACACUGAGGUCAUGUGUAAUGAGAUAAGUAGCUAGAGAGAAAAGACAGUUUCAUCAACCGUGGCUCAGCUGUUCGCUCAGCUGUUCGGUGGGAUGCUCUGAGGGGGUUGAUUUGAAAACGUGGAGUGGGGGGGGGGGCUGGGGGUGGUGAUGGGGAGUUGGGGUGGUGAUGGGGAGUUGGGGUGGAGAUUUGGCCUUGACAAGUUUAAAAAAUUCUUGAGAAUGGCAGGAAGGAAUCUCCCCCGUUGUGUCAAUGUGUCACGUGAUGUGUGGGCCACUUUUCUUGAUCUUCCUCACCGUAAACAUGAUCCUAGUUCUUCUAUUUGUUGAUCUCGACACCUCCGUUGGAUCAUCGUUUAUUGAUCUACAAAAGUUCGAUGGACUAAAAUACCUUUAUCUCCACCAAUGCUACCACGUUAUUAAUGGAAGCCACACCUGCUCGUUAACCUGGCUGCCUAAGUUGUCACACUUGCUCGUUAACCUGGCUGCCUAAGUUGUCACACCUGCUCGUUAACCUGGCUGCCUAAGUUGUCACACUUGCUCGUUAACCUGGCUGCCUAAGUUGUCACACCUGCUCGUUAACCUGGCUGCCGAAGUUGUCACACCUGCUCGUUAACCUGGCUGCCGAAGUUGUCACACUUGCUCGUUAACCUGGCUGCCUAAGUUGUCACACUUGCUCGUUAACCUGGCUGCCUAAGUUGUCACACCUGCUCGUUAACCUGGCUGCCUAAGUUGUCACACCUGCUCGUUAACCUGGCUGCCUAAGUUGUCACACUUGCUCGUUAACCUGGCUGCCUAAGUUGUCACACUUGCUCGUUAACCUGGCUGCCUAAGUUGUCACACUUGCUCGUUAACCUGGCUGCCUAAGUUGUCACACUUGCUCGUUAACCUGGCUGCCUAAGUUGUCACACUUGCUCGUUAACCUGGCUGCCUAAGUUGUCACACUUGCUCGUUAACCUGGCUGCCUAAGUUGUCACACCUGCUCGUUAACCUGGCUGCCUAAGUUGUCACACUUGCUCGUUAACCUGGCUGCCUAAGUUGUCACACUUGCUCGUUAACCUGGCUGCCUAAGUUGUCACACCUGCUCGUUAACCUGGCUGCCUAAGUUGUCACACUUGCUCGUUAACCUGGCUGCCUAAGUUGUGCCAUCCAUAUAGACAUGACUAGGUUCACACCCAUUUAGGCGUGACUAGGUUCACAUCCAUAUAGACGUGACUAAGUUCAUAUCCAUAAAGGCGUGACUAGGUUCACAUCCAUUUAGGCGUGACUAGGUUCAUAUCCAUAUAGACGUGACUAGGUUCAUAUCCAUAUAGGCGUGACUAGGUUGCAUAUCCAUAUAGGCGUGACUAGGUUCACAUCCAUAUAGACGUGACUAGGUUCAUAUCCAUAUAGGCGUGACUAGGUUCACAUCUUGACUGAAUAUAAAAAUAGCAUUAAUGAUUAGAAUUUGAGCGCUUGUACCACAUUGUGUUGUAAACCCAGAGCCUCGUUUUGGUUUUGUUUCAAGUUAAUUUCAUUUUAAAAAUUGAGAAUAAAAAUGGAUAGAAAGGACCACUAAUGAGUGCUUAUUCGAUGUGCUUUCUUGUGGUGAUAUUGUGCCAAAUAUCUCGACGAGUUUUGUGAUAGUGGUAGGUCAGGAUAAGUUUUGUGAUGGUGGUAGGUCAGGAUAAGUUUUGUGAUGGUGGUAGGUCAGGAUAAGUUUUGUGAUGGUGGUAGGUCAGGAUAAGUUUUGUGAUGGUGGUAGGUCAGGAUAAGUUUUGUGAUGGUGGUAGGUCAGGAUAAGUUUUGUGAUGGUGGUAGGUCAGGAUAAGUUUUGUGAUGGUGGUAGGUCAGGAUAAGUUUUGUGAUGGUGGUAGGUCAGGAUAAGUUUUGUGAUGGUGGUAGGUCAGGAUAAGUUUUGUGAUGGUGGUAGGUCAGGAUAAGUUUUGUGAUGGUGGUAGGUCAGGAUAAGUUUUGUGAUGGUGGUAGGUCAGGAUAAGUUUUGUGAUGGUGGUAGGUCAGGAUAAGUUUUGUGAUGGUGGUAGGUCAGGAUAAGUUUUGUGAUGGUGGUAGGUCAGGAUAAGUUUUGUGAUGGUGGUAGGUCAGGAUAAGUUUUGUGAUGGUGGUAGGUCAGGAUAAGUUUUGUGAUGGUGGUAGGUCAGGAUAAGUUUUGUGAUGGUGGUAGGUCAGGAUAAGUUUUGUGAUGGUGGUAGGUCAGGAUAAGUUUUGUGAUGGUGGUAGGUCAGGAUAAGUUUUGUGAUGGUGGUAGGUCAGGAUAAGUUUUGUGAUGGUGGUAGGUCAGGAUAAGUUUUGUGAUGGUGGUAGGUCAGGAUAAGUUUUGUGAUGGUGGUAGGUCAGGAUAAGUUUUGUGAUGGUGGUAGGUCAGGAUAAGUUUUGUGAUGGUGGUAGGUCAGGAUAAGUUUUGUGAUGGUGGUAGGUCAGGAUAAGUUUUGUGAUGGUGGUAGGUCAGGAUAAGUUUUGUGAUGGUGGUAGGUCAGGAUAAGUUUUGUGAUGGUGGUAGGUCAGGAUAAGUUUUGUGAUGGUGGUAGGUCAGGAUAAGUUUUGUGAUGGUGGUAGGUCAGGAUAAGUUUUGUGAUGGUGGUAGGUCAGGAUAAGUUUUGUGAUGGUGGUGAGGGUGAGUUUUGUGAUGGUGGUAGGUCAGGAUGAGUUUUGUGAUGGUGGUGAGGGUGAGUUUUGUGAUGGUGGUAGGUCAGGAUGAGUUUUGUUAGGAUGGUAGGUCAGGAUGAGUUUUGUUAGGAUGGUAGGUCAGGAUGAGUUUUGUUCAACUUCAGUUUUGUUUUAAACGCCAUUUGAAAGCAUCAUGAUGUAGAACUGUGCUGAAACGAUUGAAUACCCAAACAAUGCCGUCUAGGAUUGAGACUAGAUUUGGAGCGGGGAAAGUUCAUCCUUUCAUUCACUCUUUCUAAAAAUUCUUGAUCCGUCCGACAGAGGGCAUCGUGGUCUAAGAAUCUGGGAAAAGGGCAUGGAGUCUUUGCAUGAUUUUUUUUUGUUUUUGUUUUUGUGUUUUUUUUUUUUUUUUUUUUUUUUUUUUUUUUUUUUUUUUUUUUUUUUUGUUUUUUUUUUUUUUUUUUUUUUUUUUUUUUUUUUUUUUUUUUUUUUUUUUUUUUUUUUUUUUUUUUUGUUUUUUUUUGGGCUUUUUUUUGUUGUUGAUAUCAAUCUCACGUUUUCUGAAAUAUUUAUUUUAGAACAUUCUGGUGAACAUAAUAAAAUUGUGGGUUUUUUCGAAAGUAUCACCAUAGCAAUAGCGAAAAUACAGGGAAUCUAAUUGGAGACUAAAUGCAUACCAAGGCAGACACGUCUUGUGUCAAAGAUAGAAAUAAUAAGGCGUUACUAUGGAGGUCACGUGACAUCAAGAAAACAUGUUUACGUUUUUUUUAAAAAGAGUUUAAACAUCUUAGAAUUUUUUUUUUUUAAUUUUCUUUUAUAAUACAUUUACUUGUGGGCUUGUGUGAGUGGCUGUUUAAUUUGGAAGGUGGGUGGGUGGGAGGUUGUGUGGGUGGGAGGUUGCGUGGGUGGGAGGUUGCGUGGUGGGAGGUGGUGUGGGUGGGAGGUGGUGUGGGUGGAGGUGGCGUGGGUGGGAGGUUGUGUGGGUGGGAGGUUGUGGGGGUGGGAGGUUGUGGGGGUGGGAGGUUGUGGGGGUGGGAGAUUGUGGGGGUGGGAGGUUGUGUGGGUGGGAGGUUGUGUGGGUGGGAGGUUGCGUGGGUGAAGGGUUGCAAAAAAGAAAUUGGGGUGGGGUGGAAGAGCCUCUUUGUCUGAAAAGUAAUCUCAUAUUAUUUAUACAAUAGUUUGGUGGUCCCAAUCCCACUUAUCGUGACUCAUGGAAUGAUCAAAGUCUCCGUCUACUGUAAAUGGUCAUCAAUGCUAAUGUCUGGUUUAAAAACAAUUUUAUUUUAUUAAUACCAUUUUAAAAGGUUGGAGAAAGCUGUUCAAACAUCGGAGAAAGCUGUUCAAACAUCGGAGAAAGCUGUUCAAACAUCUAACUCUCAAGUACGUUGAGGUUGGUUACUAAAGUACAUUCAGUUUGGUUACGGUUUCAUUAAAUUUCCGAGCAGUCUCACUUUCAUAAAACUUAAACAUUUAUUGGCAUUCGAACAUGCUGGAUGAUGUUGCUCGAUGUCACACUGUCACACGAGUUACACUGUUAAAGACCCCAAGUGCCACAUGAGUUAUACUUUUACACUCAUAGACAUUGUCCUAUUUUGUUAUAUUCCCAAGGACCUUCUACUAUUUUUUUGUAAUCUUCCCAAGGACCUUCUACUAUUUUUUUUUAAUCUUCCCAAUGACCUUCUACUAUUUUUUUUAAUCUUCCCAAUGACCUUCUACUAUUUUUUUUUAAUCUUCCCAAUGACCUUCUACUAUUUUUUUUAAUCUUCCCAAUGACCUUCUACUAUUUUUUUUUAAUCUUCCCAAUGACCUUCUACUAUUUUUUUUUAAUCUUCCCAAUGACCUUCUACUAUUUUUUUUUAAUCUUCCCAAGGACCUUCUACUAUUUUUUUUAAAUCUUCCCAAUGACCUUCUACUAUUUUUUUUUAAUCUUCCCAAUGACCUUCUACUAUUUUGUUAUAUUGCAAAUGACCUCCUACUACUUUGUUUUAUUCCCAAAGACAUUCUCCUAUUUUGUUAUCUCGGGGACAUUCUACUAAUUAGUUAUGGAGAAUACGGUAUUUUUUUUAAUCUAUCAUCAGUUUUAAAGGCGCCCCCCCCCCCCCCCCAACAACACCCCAGCCCGGCUCCUGGGUGCACGAGUGUCGUACUUUCUAACCAUGACGAACACCAAAAGUAGGUCAAAGUAUUAAAUACACGUGCAGAUCCUAAACCUCUAUGUGGGGGUGAGACAAGAAAAUUUCCCAUCCAAUCUGGCACUAAGGGCCACCUUUGUUAUGAGUAACGCACGGUGUCAGGUAGGUCAGUUGGGGAGAAGGAAGUAGGCUGGAAGCACUGUGGCUGUUUGCAGUGGGGGGGGGGGGAGAUAUACUAUCAACAAAACUAAAACCCACGUUUAAAGUUGGAAUUGUAAUGACGCGGUUCUGGCACUGUCACAAAUGAUGGCCCAGAGAAUGUUUACAAGAGUAAAUAGCAAUGCUUUAAGCCAAGGGUAGCUGUUACCCUGAGAUAUCUUUGUUCAAGUCGACUUGGGAAGGGAGGGGGAAUUCCGGGCGGCGUUUUUGUCUACAUGUGUGGGUGCAGCAUUUUUGUCUACAUAUGUGGGUGCAGCAUUUUUGGCCAAACGGCACGAUUUAUUUCGUGGAAUGGGGUCGGAAAAAGUCUUAGCCCGCCCCAGUUGGCACUUAACCUAUUUACACCACCUACCCCCUCCCAAUGAUUCUAAAGGGAGAAAAUGGACUAUUUAAAUUUUAAAAAAAUAUUGAUCUAUUCAUACUGAGAAUAAAACUAUGAAUAUAAGAAGUAUAAAGUAAUUUGUGAAAAAAUAAAUGAUUAAAGUACGGUACGGAGCAAAAUGAUUUCACGGAAAAUAUUUCUCAAACGUUUCUGUAGAAAUGUUUUUUUUUCAUUAUUUAUAUAUAUUAGAUAUAUCCCGCCAAACAUUGGCGACCGCAAUGCACGAACUUCCCAUCUGCUAACGUUACUUGACAAUAAUAUGAACUCAAGGAAAGAGUUACUCAAGUAAAUUAAGAACUUAAGAAUCCCAAGUUUUGCUACACCCUUUCCCCAUGAUACGUCAUUGCAACCUUUUUAUUACACGCCCUUGAACUAUAUUAAAUAUUAUGAUGUCCCAACCACUUUUAAACGGAAUAUUUUCUCUACUGUGCUUAAAUUGAGACGAUUUCAUUUUCCGAAAAGAAAAUUUACGCCCAAAAUGCAGUUGCGUUUUAUAUAUAUACUAGAAUAAAUGACCCGAUGUUAUCGGGAUAAUAAUGGUAGGUCCUUUGCGAUAAUUUCUAACUGCUAUUGCAAAAACUCAUCUAAAUUCAUAACUUUUAAAAUGUAAUGAUAUUUACGUUUCUAACAUCAUUACGUUUUGAGAAGUCCUUAUCAAAUAUAUAUGAUACGCAUAUCCUACACCCUUUCGCGCUCCUAAACUACUUUCCCCUUCUAAACAUGACCUUAAAUUACCAAGUCUAAAUUAUCACCAAUUAUAUCACUUUUGUCACUAAAGAAGUUAAGUGAGGGAAAAUUACUACGCUAGAGAAAUACUUUAGAUUUACCCCUUUUUUGUGCCUUUGCAUUACAACUGUUUUCUCUCAAAAUUUAAAAAAAAAACUAAUCUUAAAUUUACAACAAAAACUCUAUAUAUAAUAUAAAUAUAUUUUGUAUUACAGGAAUUCGAUAUAUAUUGAUAUCUUCAUCAAAAAUUUAAACAAAUUUUUUGCCAUUUUUUUAACAAAAUUAUACAUUAUCAGAUAUCAUAAAACAAAGAAUUAUUUUAUCUAAGAAGAAUCUCGCAACUGUUUUCAUGCCUAUAUCAGAUUUGACUGUCUUUAAAAAAAAAAUUAAAUUGUUAAUCUCAUAAAAAUACACACCUCUUUACUUUUUGCAAAGUAACAACAAAAAUUUAUGUUCAUUUAAAAAAAAAAAAGAAAAUAUUAACCCAUCUUCAUUUGUCAAAAUUUAAUUUUCAAGUGUGUAAAAUGAUUGGGUUUUGAUAUUCCUGGAUAUACUUAUAUAAACGUUCCCAAGAUUUGUUAACGUUAUUGAUUUUAUUAAUUGGUAAACACAUGUUUAUUUGAAAAAAGAGAAUUUAACAUCCUUUUUUUCACAAAUUUAAUACCAUAGGAUUUAAAUAUACUGUCACCCACGUAAAAAUGUACAGAUCCUAUUUCCUACCACCGAUAUGUAUGUACCCAAGAAGGUUAAUUAUUUAUCAAAUUAAUUCCUUUACUUUGAGACGUUUCUUGUGUUGCCUGGAACAAAGUGACCAACCCCUCCCCUCCCCCCCCCCAGAUUUAAAUAAAUUUAGAAUAUCUUCCACCUUCCAUACCCAAACUAACAUAUUUUGCACUUCAUAUGUUUCGAUCUUAUUUGUAUGAGGUAGGCCUAAACGUGGAUAAGUAAAUGCUAUUUAGCUAUAGAGUUGGGCUGCACUGAUUGACUUAAACCGCAUUUUCUUAUUAGAAUUAUGUUUAAAGGUUAGUUUUUAUUACGUUAUAAAUUUAAUAAAAGUAUAUUUUUGGAAUAAAAAAAGGCAAAACUUGAUAAAAGCAAAAAUGUGUGUGUGUGUGUUUUAUUAACAGUUUAAAUGCAAUCAAUUGUAUUUAUUAAUUUUACUUUUAAGAAGGGAAAAUGCAUUAUCAGUUUUGUCCCUCGCAGUUAUUAAAUUUAAAGAAACCUAAGAGUUUUGACGAAAUAGGCUAUUCGCACUAUGACGGUAUUUGUGUGAUUAUUUAGAACAUAUUAAUUUUAAUUUUACUUUGCAAUAUUAACAACACACUAAAAGACGCACUAAAAACACAGUUGCUUGAGUUUUCCCGAUAAAUGUGAUUACGGCGCAAUUUUUUGAUCAUGAUUAUUUUAUAAAAUGCCUAAAAUAGUUCAUUAGUUGAUAUUUUAAAUUUAUUUGUAAUUUAUAAUGAUUUAGCUUUAACUUUUAAUAAAAUAAAAGCGGGUUUAAAAUAUUUUUUGCGCAUUUAAAUUUAUUCGAUUUCCGUAAAAUAAUAGAAAAUAACUAUGAUUGUUUUUAAUAAUCCGAAAGUAAUUAAAUCGUUUAGGUUCUUUGGCGUUGUAUCACUUUAGCUCAUUCUUAUAAUAUAAAUAUUAUUUAGUGCAGUUAUCGGGAAUUAUAUUUUGCGCGCUAUUGAUGUCAUUAUUGAACCAUACUUUCUUUCAAACAUUUAGAAUUAUUUGUAAUAUACUCUCGAUACCAAAUUCGCAGAUUAGGAAGCAGUCCACGGGUCACACCAGAAGCGUAAUCUAUAAAAGAGAUAUAUGAAGUCAGAAAAUUUGGCUUCUGUUUUAUUAUCGAUUUCCCGUGCUGAACUGUACAGGCGAAACUGAGUUGUUGACACCAGGGAUUUGGGUCGGAGCUUGAAGUUGAAGCUCAGAGCUCUUGAGCAGCGUCUUUUUGCCCGGAGCUAAAGCGCAGUUGGAGCCGGUAACAUUUCUAUGUUGCCCCAACCCUCCAACAGUGUUGCUUUCCCGUCUAUUCUACGAUCUAUGUUGCCCCACUCUUUUACCAGCUUUGCUGAUGGUGCAUGCAUGUCUGAUGUCUGGCUCAUAAGAAGUUGUUAGUGACAAGAAUUCAACAAAAUAUUUCUCUUUAACACUUAACAACCCUUUAAUAACCGCUUAACAACCCCUUAACAACCGCUUAACCCGAGCUCGGAGUGGAGGUGCACCGGAGCUAAGAAGUUUAGUCAUGAGCGAGGCCCAGGCCCAAAAACGCGUCUGCACCAAAUCCCUCGCUGACACAGUGUGGUGUGUCACGACUAUUGCACUAAAUCCCUCGCUGACACAGUGUGGUGUGUCACGACUAUUGCACUAAAUCCCUCGCUGACACAGUGUGGUGUGUCACGACUAUUGCACUAAAUCCCUCGCUGACACAGUGUGGUGUGUCACGACUAUUGCACUAAAUCCCUCGCUGACACAGUGUGGUGUGUCACGAUUAUUGCCCUAAAUCCCUCGCUGACACAGUGUGGUGUGUCACGACUAUUGCACUAAAUCCCUCGCUGACACAGUGUGGUGUGUCACGACUAUUGCACUAAAUCCCUGGCUGACACAGUGUUUGUGUCAUGACUAUUGCACUCAAUCCCUGGGUGACACAGUGUUUUGUGUCACGACUAUUCCACCAAAUCCCUGGCUGACACAGUGUGUUGUGUCAUGACUAUUGAUCCAAAUCCCUGGCUGACACAUUGGGGUGUGUCAUGACUAUUGCUCCAAAUCCCUGGCUGACACAGUGUGCUGUGUCAUGACUAUUGUACCAAAUCCCUGGCUGUCACAGUUUUUUGUGUUCUGACUAUGGCACCAAAUCCUUUGCUGACACAGUGUGGUGUGUCAUGACUAUUGCUUCAAAUCCCUCGCUGACACAGUGUGUUGUGUCAUGACUAUUGCACCAAAUCCUUUGCUGACACAGUGUGGUGUGUCAUGACUAUUGCAUCAAAUUCCUGGCUGACACAGUGUGUUGUGUCAUGACUAUUGAUCCAAAUCCCUGGCUGACACAGUGGGGUGUGUCAUGACUAUUGUACCAAAUCCAUGGCUGACACAGUGUGGUGUGUCACGACUAUUGCACUAAAUCCCUCGCUGACACAGUGUGGUGUGUCACGACUAUUGCACUAAAUCCCCGGCUGACACAGUGGGGUGUGUCAUGAAUAUUGCUCCAAAUCCCUGGCUGACACAGUGUUUUGUGUCGUGACUAUUGCUCCAAAUCCCUGGCUGUCACAGUGUGUUGUGUCGUGACUAUUGCUCCAAAUCCCUGGCUGACACAGUGUGUUGUGUCGUGACUAUUGCCCCAAAUCCCUGGCUGACAGUGUUUUGUGUCCUCACUAUGGCACCAAAUCCCUGGCUGACACAGUUUGUUCUGUCCUGACUAUGGCACCAAAUCCCUGGCUGACACAGUGUGCUGUUUCGUGACUAUUGCUCCAAAGCCCUGGCUGACACAGUGCGCUGUUUCGUGACUAUUGCUCCAAAGCCCUGGCUAACACAGUGCCUGGUGUCGUGACUAUUGCUCCAAAGCCCUGGCUGACAUAGUGCGCUGUGUCGUGACUAUUGCUCCAAAGCCCAGGCUGACACAGUGUGCUGUGUCAUGACUAUUGCAAAGUUUGUUUGAGAAAAAAGAGUGAUGUCAUUAAAGUCACUUUGACUCGGCUUUCUUUUUUUUCAUUUUUAAGCAAUUGUUAUUUAAAAAUUAAAUAGUACUUAGUUUUUCUAUCAUCUAAAGAUUCAAUUAUAAUAAUAAAACCCAGAAAAUAAUUUAUAUUUAAUAUAUAUAUAUUUGUGUGUGUGUGCGUGCAUUCGUGCGUGUGUGCGUGUGUGUGUGUGUGUGUGUUUAAACGCCCUUAAAAGUGUAAACUAAUUCUUAAAUUUAUAGAUGAAUCGCGAAAAUAAAAUCUAUGAAGAAACUAUUUUUCAAAAAGUAUUUUUAAUUUUUAUUUUAAUUUAAGUUUCUUCUACAAUUAAUUCGAAUAUUUUUUUUACCUCACAGAUUGUCUUACAAACUUUCUGUACAGACAUUAGAAAUCCUGUAGCCGGUAUUAAUUUUAAGUGGGUGUGUGGAAGAAAGAAAAACGUUUGCUAGCCCAGAUCAAAUACUGAAGACUUAUGUAAGAAAGUUUCUAUAUGCUUUUAGAACAGGGUAUAACAUUACUACUGUACUUAUGGGACCUUCCAACUCAAUCAGUGAUUAAUGACAUACGUACGAGGGGCACAAACUCCGCGGCAGCUCACAUCAUUCAUUUUUAAUGGUUCGUCUCGUUUUAAGAGCCGUGCUUUUAAUAUUACUUGAUGGAUCCCCCAACCUUCAAACACACACACACACACACACACACACACACACACACACAGUGUCACACAGAAACAAGUAUUCCGUAUUUAAUUUAAACCAAACAAUCUUACAGCGUCAAGAGUUUUUUCAAGAGUCACAUUUUAUUUAGAAUAUUAAAAUGUACAGAUAAGUUUUAGGGAAAUUGUAAGAUUUUUUAAAUGUAUUUGUCAUAUUCGUUGUUUAUUUCAAUUAUUUGACUUUAUUGACAAGAAUUUCUCUACCAAUGAAGAUUAAGUUGAUUCCUUUGGACGUCUUCAUGAGAUGCGGUAUCAGAAUACAAGAGAGCUCCCCUAGUUCACCGUAAAACUAAUUACACUUUGUUGUUUUUUGAGUGCGGAUAGCUUUAGGCAACAACCCUUUUGGGUGUGACAGUAGUUAGAUGUGUAUAACAGUGGUUGGAUGUGUAUGACUGGUUGAAUGUAUAGCAUUGGUUGGAUGUGUAUGACUGGUUGAAUGUGUAUGACAUUGGUUGAAUGGGAAUGAUAUUGGUUGGAUGUGUAUACAUUGGUUUACCGAGUGGCCGAAUGGUCUAAACUGAGCAAACCUCAAGUUGGUGGUCUGGUGUUCAAGUCCAGCCAAAGGCCAGUGAAGCAAAAACAUCACCCCGGGUGGAUGAGACUCGUUAUCCUUGGUCGGCAACUCAUCUAAGAGAAGGAAACUCUGAAUUCAAACCCGGAGUUGGAGUCCCGUAAGGCGCAAACAAUGACAAUUCCUGCAACCGAACCCAUCCCUGGUCGUCUUGACGUACAGUCCUGCCACUGGAUAUAGUGGGCUCGGAAGAGAGAGUGAGGUUGACGCUGCGCAACUCUUCCUCACUUUAAACAAAGACACCCGCGCAAGUCAUCAGUCACCAGACGACUCGAUGGUCCUCGUCGAUCCGACGGACGAACAAUAUAUAAAUAUAUAUAUAUAUAUAUAUAUGUUAUACAUUGGUUUAAAAUGUAUGACAGUUGUUGAAUGUCAAUAACAUUUGGUUGGAUGUGUAACAUUGGUUGAAUGUGUAUAACAUUGGUUGAAUGUGUAUAACAUUGGUUGGAUGUGUAUAACAUUGGUUGGAUGUGUAUAACAUUGGUUGAAUGUGUAUAACAUUAGUUGGAUGUGUAUAACAUUAGUUGGAUGUGUAUGACAUUGUUUGGAUGUGUAUAACAUUGUUUGGAUGUGUAUAACAUUAGUUGGAUGUGUAUGACGUUGUUUGGAUGUGUAUAACAUUAGUUGGAUGUGUAUGACAGUGGUUGGAUGUGUAUAACAUUAGUUGGAUGUGUAUGACAUUGUUUGGAUGUGUAUAACAUUAGUUGGAUGUGUAUGACAUUGUUUGGAUGUGUAUAACAUGAGUUGGAUGUGUAUGACAUUGUUUGGAUGUGUAUAACAUGAGUUGGAUGUGUAUGACAUUGUUUGGAUGUGUAUAGCAUUUUUUGGAUGUGUAUAACAUUAGGUGGAUGUGUAUGACAGUGUUUGGAUGUGUAUAACAUUAGUUGGAUGUGUAUGACAUUAGUUGGAUGUGUAUAAAGAUUCUUAAUAUUAAGCAGUUGAAUGGUUUAAUUCACAAAACAACAGAGUAAACAUAUACACAUACAUAUACAUGCAUCAACAUUAAUUAUUGCUUUUAUGCAAAACUAAACUCUUGUUAUUUCAAGUUGUUAGAAACAUUUGCUUGUAAUUAUUUAGUGACAAUUAGUGACCAGUAAGAACUGCAGAACUCAUCACGUGCUGAGUGGUGGUUUGUAUUUUUGUUCCUACAGGUUAUGUCCAAAUUUUACUUAACAAACAUUAUUACUUAAAUGUCCAUUGCUCGGGAUAAGGCGUAGAAACUGAAGCAACUCGUGGCCAGAUGACCAAACUCUCAUGGCCAGAUGACCAACCUCUCAUGGCCAGAUGACCAAACUCUCAUGGCCAGAUGACCAACCUCUCAUGGCCAGAUAACCAACCUCUCAUGGCCAGAUGACCAAACUCUCAUGGCCAGAUGACCAACCUCUCAUGGCCAGAUGACCAACCUCUCAUGGCCAGAUGACCAACCUCUCAUGGCCAGAUGACCAACCUCUCAUGGCCAGAUGACCAACCUCUCAUGGCCAGAUGACCAACCUCUCGUGGCCAGAUGACCAACCUCUCAUGGCCAGAUGACCAACCUCUCGUGGCCAGAUGACCAACCUCUCAUGGCCAGAUAACCAACCUCUCAUGGCCAGAUGGCCAACCUCUCAACUAACCUUAACAUCGUUUUUCUUGUUGUCAUUCAACUGUAGACACUAAAUUUAACGACUAUAAAAUAUAAAAAAACUUUUAGUGGUUCAGUUCAGUUUAAAAUAUGUGUUCAUAAAAUGAAUUUUAUCCGGGAAUCUCCUGUGAAAAUUCGGGAUAAGAAAAACUAAAUUCCCGUUUUCCCGGGAUAAGCAAAAUCCCGGGAGUCGAGGAACCCUCGUUGCUCAUUGGCUAGAUCAUGGGUCAUAACCUUAUCGUUUAGGCAAAACCCAUUUUAGAAACAAUAUCGGCUCAGAAAUUAUUUAGGGAGACGCAAAGAGGGGCGAAUUGUCUAGAGGUUUAUGUUGGCUGUUUGUUUCCAAUCUCAGCGGCGGCUCACCCCAGGGGUCACCUCUUAUCAGCGUGAUUCCCUGCACACAGCAGCCGGCGGUCUUAGCCUUUUUUAAGUCGGCUUGUAGCAGACUCACUCACGAGACAUCCUGUGUGAAAGUGGCCUGUGGUUAAAAAAACAACAACAACAACCAAGAACGCUACUCCAACCCUUAGCCGGUGUUUAAUUCUUUGUUCAGUGUAAGCUUAAAUACUGCUCAACUCUAAAUCUGUCUAAUGUCAGUUCAAGUAAUACUGCUCAACUCUAAAUCUGUCUAAUGUUAGUUCAAGUAAUACUGCUCAACUCUAAAUCUGUCUAAUGUCAGUUCAAGUAAUACUGCUCAACUCUAAAUCUGUCUAAUGUCAGUUCAAGUAAUACUGCUCAAAUUUUAAUCUGUCUAAUAUCAGUUCAAGUAAAACUGCUCAACUCUAAAUCUGUCUAAUGUCAGUUCAAGUAAUACUGCUCAACUCUAAAUGUGUCUAAUAUCAGUUCAAGUAAUACUGCUCAAAUUUUAAUCUGUCUAAUAUCAGUUCAAGUAAAACUGCUCAACUCUAAAUCUGUCUAAUGUCAGUUCAAGUAAUACUGCUCAACUCUAAAUGUGUCUAAUAUCAGUUCAAGUAAUACUGCUCAACUCUAAAUCUGUCUAAUGUCAGUUCAAGUAAUACUGCUUAUCUCUAAAUCCGCCUAAUUUUAGUUCAAGUAAUACUGCGUAUGAGAUAACAGUAGGCCUUAAAAGUAAACAUUUAACUAUAAUUGUGCCCUACUUCAAGCCUGAAGUUGUUAUCUGCCAUACUUCAAGCCUGAAUUUGUUAUCUGCCCUACUUUAAGCAUGAAAUUGUUAUCUGCCCUACUUCAAGGCUGAAGUUGUUAUAUGUCCUACUUCAAGCCUGAAGUUGUUAUCGAAUUGAAAAGCAAAAUGGCCGGCUGAUGUUUUGAAAGGAUGUUAAAUAUUCCAAGAAAGAUAUAUCGUAUAAUUAGAAGGAUUUCUUUACUGCUGACACAAGACUUGUUUUAACUUUCAGCCUUUACCCAUAUACUCACACCACAUUCCCAUACCACAUUCCCACACCAGAUACCAACACCACAUAAACACACCACCUACCCACACCAGAUACCCACACAACAUUUCCCACACCAGAUACCCACACCACCUACCCACACCACCUACCCACACCACCUACCCACACCACCUACCCACACCACUUACCCAAAUCGCAUUCCCACACCUCAUAACCACACCAUAUAACCACACCACCUACCCACACCACAUUCCCACACCAUAUACCACGCCAGAUACCCACGCCAGAUAUCCACACCACAUAUCCACACCACAUACCCACACCAUAUACCCACAGCAUAUGCCCACAAAAGAUACCUCCACCAUAUACCGACACCACUUACCAACACUAUAUACCACAACAUAUACCCAAACCACAUACCCACACCAUAUACCCACACCAUGUACCCACACCAGAUAGCCACACCACAUAUAUACACCAUAUACCCACACCAUACACCUACACUAUAUACCCACACCAUAUACCCACACCAUAUACCCACACCACUUACCCACACCAUAUACCCAAACCCCAUACCCACACCAUUUACCCACACCACUUACCCACACCAUAUACCCACACCAUAUACCCACACCAUGUUCCCACAUAUACCCGCACCACAUACCUACAACACUUCCCCACAUCACAUACGACCCCAAACACAAACUCAAACAACAGCACACAAAAGCAUCCAUCAACAUCAACUCAUGUUUUCAACGUUAUCAACUAGAUGUAUUCCCAGAAAACGUCUUCGUCCCAUUCUGUCUGAGGAUUCUGUCUGAGGAUUCUGUCUGAGGAUUCUGUCUGAGCGAUGAAAAUAUGUAUUGUUGUUCUGCGUCUAAAUAAAGAAUAUUCACAAGACUAUGACUGUAGAAGACGACAAGUCAAACACCUUGAGGGACAUUAACGUUGUCCAAGGACUCAGUUGUCCAAGUACUCAGUACUGCAGUUGUUCAAGUACUCACUACUUCAGUUUUCCAACUACUCAGUUGUCCAAGUACUCAUUACUUCAGUUAUCCAAGUACUCACUACUGCAGUUGUCCAAGUACUCACUACUGCAGUUGUCCAAGUACUCACUACUGCAGUUGUCCAAGUACUCAUUACUUCAGUUAUCCAAGUACUCACUAUUGCAGUUGUCCAAGUACUCAUUAUUUCAGUUAUCCAAGUACUCACUACUGCAGUUGUCCAAGUACUCACUACUGCAGUUGUCCAAGUACUCACUACUGCAGUUGUAAAAGUACUCAGUACUGCAGUUGUCCAAGUACUCACUACUGCAGUUGUAAAAGUACUCAGUACUGCAGUUGUCCAAGUACUCAGUACUUCAGUUGUCUAAGUACGCAGCACAACAUGACAAGCCAAUGGGGCGACUGGUUGAGCGGAAGCUGCCCUAUUAGUUCAUUUCGUUCGUGGAACCAUGACAUCGCUGCCAUCGUCCGGACUGUGUGCUUGUUGCUGUGUCAGGAUGAAACCUCUUCAUUUUGGAUCUCUACAUACAUUGAAGUUCACUGUAAUGCUUUGAUGUCUAGUCUUCCAUCAAUGUCCACCUCUUUUGGCUGUAUGCGUCAGUGUCCAACUGUUUUUUGUAUGAAUACUUCAAUUCAUAGUAGUAUCUGUUAUGAAAAGGAUGGCUUAUUACUAAUGGUGACAUCUAAGUACUUAUAUGCCUCUACUUUUUCUACAGUUUGAUUUUUUAAUGGUGAGAUCAGUAAUCUGGUGUUUCCCCCUUCUGAAAUCAACAACCAUUUCCUUUGUUUUUGAGACAUUCAGCUGGAGAGAAUUUUUGGUUGUCUACUUCAAUGUCCACCUGUUUUGGUUGUAUACUUCAAUUUCCACCUGUUUUGGUUGUAUACUUCAAUUUCCACCUGUUUUGGUUGUAUACUCCAAUGUCCACCUGUUUUGGUUGUAUGCUUCAAUGUCCACCUGUUUUGGUUGUAUGCUUCAAUUCCCACCUGUUUUGGUUGUAUGCUUCAAUGUCCACCUGUUUUGGUUGUAUACUUCAAUGUCCACCUGUUUUGGUUGUAUACUUCAAUGUCCACCUGUUUUGGUUGUAUACUUCAAUGUCCACCUGUUUUGGUUGUAUACUUCAAUGUCCACCUGUUUUGGUUGUAUACUUCAAUGCCCACCUGUUUUGGUUGUAUACUUCAAUGCCCACCUGUUUUGGUUGUAUACUUCAAUGCCCACCUGUUUUGGUUGUAUACUUCAAUGCCCACCUGUUUUGGUUUAAUACUUCAAUUUCCACCUGUUUUGGUUGUAUGCUUCAAUGCCCACCUGUUUUGGCUGAAAAUGUCACCAAGUACUAGUUUGACGUCCAAUUGUAUGUGCGCUAACAUCCUUUCACGGAGUAUUUUCGUAUCACCAUUGCUGAGCCAAACUUCUCUGGAGACGUAGGACCAAUUAACAGUUAUCGGAGUCUACAGCAUCCCGUGUUUCCUCGCCGUGGCGUCCCCAGAGAUAAGGACUGGUCUUGUAGUGUAAGUAAGAGGUCGUCGCAGUAAGCUGAGCCAAUCGUGGGCUCUCUCGUCAUGAUAGGCGCUGGCGCAGGGGAGCGUAAAUCACAGGGCUACGUAGGAGAACAAGGCGCAUCUUAGCGUCAGGUAUACGGACCUCAAUGAGGGGCGCUGACGGGAAGCUAGACUAGGGCGCCUCGCACAUUUAUGUCUCCAACAAAAAAAAAAAAAAAAAUGCUGAGUAUGGUAAUUACCAUCCUGAUGUCAAAGACGAGUUGGGGAGGGGUGUCUUAGCAGCUCUCAACAAAUGGCGAUUCCUAUUGUUGCUUAGAUGUUUGCUGUUUGGUGACAUAGUUAAUAUCUAUCAGAAGUCACACAACUCUAAAUAUAAACAUGUUACUGCAUAAUUUUGACACGUUGUGGUAAUGGUUGCAAGAUUUUCUUUUUUUUAAGAGAGAGAUUUGUUGACGUGACGCCUCAGUUGCUAUCAUUUUAGAGCGAGUUUAAAAUGGGGGAUUCAUUUUUCAACGAGUAAUGGAUUAUUUUAAAAUGUUAUUUCUAAUGUUUGUUAGUAAACUGAACACUUCAAUUAUAUGGUAACAUCAAUGAUGGCGUAGUACAUCCUAAGAUUGGUAGCCUGAAUGAUUGCGGAGAACAUCCUAAGAUCGGUAGCCUGAAUGAUUUCACUGUACAUCCUAAGAUCGAUAGCCUGAAUGAUUUCGGGUUUAAUGAAACUUAAUUAAUGCGGCCAAUUUAUUUUUUUAAAUUUAAGAACAUUAAUUUUUUUUUUGUUUAUUAAAUUCAGUUUAAAACCCCAGACAUUUUAACAGCAUUUUACCCCAAUGGAUUUCCAAAAAUAAAUAUUUUCUAUUUUGUGACUUCUGAUAGAUUUGUGGUUUCACAGAGACACCUUCUGUCUGUGAGCCUUUCAUCUGUCUGUGAGGCAUUUUUCUGUCUAUGGGGCGUUUUUCUGUAUGGUAGGCUUUCUUUUGAGGAUCAAAUUUGUGUCUUCGUGUAUUAUAUAUUAUUGCUUUGUGUCUUUAUGUAUUAUAUAUUUUUUUAGUUCUUUUAAUUAUUUAACUUUAUAUAUCAGAAUAAUGAAACUCAAUAUAUAUUUUUUUAAUCAAAUAUUUUUUUUUUACUUUGUUUUGGUUAAAAAGUCUUUAACUGUUGUACUCACGACUUACCAAGCAAAUGUCUACAAAAGCGACUUGUCUACUGGUAUAGAAAGAGUACUCAAGGUCACCUCACGCUUGUUCAAAUAAUAGAAAACACCUCGCCUAUUUGAGACUUUUAUGUCGCAUGACACUUCUGCCAAUUUAAGAAUGUGUGUUAACAAAAAUCUUUAAUAUUGGAAAAAUGUAUAAAAGAAAUCAUUUUCGGAGAGAGAAGAGCCACUGGAUUGUUUCCCGCCAUUUCCAUUUCAAUAUAGUUUGGGAUUGUCCUAGUUUGGCAAAGUAAAAAUGGAGUGGAUGACGUCAUCGUGAAUUGAGGGAGGUAUGGGUGGGGGGGGGGGUGAUUAUUGUAAAAGUAAACAAAAUAUUUUAAGAAUUAUUUUAUUGUGUCGGUUUUAAUUAUCUCUAUUAAACUUACUGGACUCGAGUUUAGAAACACCAAACAUUAUAUUGGAAAUAUUGGAACCAACCCGUUUGGGAAAACAGGCGAUAACCACGGGCAAGCUACUCUGUUUGACACAAAUUUGGACGCGCCCCGUAACAAGACACGCAUGCGAAUAACGGGCACUCUCCUGUUGGUUUAUUUCCUGUCUAGAGUCUCCCUACAUUCUAUAUUUAAACAUCAUCUUCCAUUGCCUACUGGUAUUGUAAGUGUUUACAUUUUAACAUUAAAUAUAUAAAAAAGUAACAAAAUAUCCUUCCCCCCCCCCCUCAAAGAAAACAUAAAACAUGCACAUGAAAUAAACAAAAUUCAUAAAUAAGACCACGCCCCAUUAAGUUUGGAAGAAGAUCAUUAAAAAUAGACCAGGACUGCCUAGAGAUUGAGGUCUGAUGAAUUAAUGGUUACGCUGUGGCUGCUAAGACUGCAGAACAUCAGAGAGGCCCAAGUCACUAAUUACAGGUAAUCACAUUACAUCAACCAUCUGAAGUGGCCCUUGUGCUCGUGGUUGAGGGUCGUUAGCAGCUUGAGUUAGGAGAUGGUCUAAUCUGAUAAUCUUAGCAGCAUGUGUGUAUGGGAGUGUUUGUAUGCGUGUGUAUGUUUUUGCGUGUGUGUUUGUGUGUGUGUUAGUGCGUGUGUUAGUGUGUGUAUGUGUAAAGGAGUUAAAUCCCCGCCAAAAGAUGUCAAGGCCGCAUGGUAAAUGCUGAUAAGUUUGGGGGGGGGGGCGGCUAUGUAACUUAUAGAACCUUUUAAAUGAGUGAAUUAGCAACGUGGGGGGUAGCUCCCCCCAGGGCGGCUGGGAUUUCUGUGGGGGAGGGCGGUAAAAUGAUCAGUUUUUUCUUAGGUGUGCUGUUUGUUGUUUGUUGUUUGCUUGUUGUUGUUUUUUUUAUCAAAAGGUCAUAGGCUAUUUAAUUAGAGUGGCAUUUAUUCACCGAUAAAUGAACACAAAUUGAACACAAACACCAAGCUGUCCAACAUAAAUUGAACACAAACACCAUCCUGUCCAACACAAACACCAUCCUGUCCAACACAAACACCAUCCUGCCCAACACAAACACCAUCCUGCCCAACACAAACACCAUCCUGUCCAACACAAACACCAUCCUGUCCAACACAAACACCAUCCUGCCCAACACAAACACCAUCCUGCCCAACACAAACACCAUCCGGCCCAACACAAACACCAUCCUGCCCAACACAAACACCAUCCUGUCCAACACAAACACCAUCCUGCCCAACACAAACACCAUCCUGUCCAACACAAACACCAUCCUGCCCAACACAAACACCAUCCUGUCCAACACAAACACCAUCCUGUCCAACACAAACUGACUAAUGAAACCACUUUUACAGCCUGUGUUCCCAUUUGUAUUCUUCCAUAGAUCAGCUUUAUAAAUACCAGAAAGCUUACAUAACAAUAUAAGGUUCUACGUGAACUGAUAACUUAGGUUUAGAAUUGAUUGACAUGCCCUGAAUUUAACAAAUUAAAAUAACGUUGCAUUCCAUAUUAAUAAUAUCCACUACUGGGGCCGGAUAUUGUUAUAUAAUGUUAUAUAAUUGAUAUAAUGUUUCAAAGAAUUAUCAAGAUUAUGGAAAGAUCAAUUGGAUCUAGUAAAGAUUUAUAGAUAUUUAUACUUUCUUGGAAUUUCCUGGGGAUCAGUGAAUUUAUUUUUUAUGAGUUUUAUGAACUUUGCAUUUUUUACAUGGGUUCGAAGAUAAAAUAAAUUUCCGUUUAUUUUUUGAUCGAAUACUUCCACAGGUCUAUGGGAUCUUUCUUUAACGUUGGGAAAUCAUAGCUGAAGAUAUUUUUGAAGUUUCUAUAACGUUCAAAAUGAGUGUAAUAGUUACUACAAAUUUAUUUUUAUUACAAUAGCCAAAGGCAUACACGAAAGCUGUGAUUACAGAGUGUAAGCUUCUACUUAAAUUAUUGCAUCUAGACAAGUGGUUCUCAACAUUCCUAAUGCCACGACACUUUGAUACAGUUCCUCAUGUUGUGGUGACCCCAAAAAGAAAAAUAUGUUCGUUGUUACUUCAUACAAAUGUGUUUUCGGAUGGCCUUAGGCGACCCCUAUCUAAGGGUAGUUUGACCGCCCAAAAGGGGUCACGACCCACAGAUUGAGAACCGCUGAUCUAGACCAAAAUUGGUAACAUUACAUGUCACGAUCCCUUUUAAAAUAUCGGUGAAUUUCAUUCAAACUAUAACAUGUACUCCUUUGUUAUAUGUCAGUGGGGCCAGACUAUUAUCACAAAUAAAAGACUUUAUAUUUGGCGUUAUUUCAAUCAUGUUUGUUGUAAAAUAUUAAAUUAAAGCUAUGUCCUUUUGGCAACGUCUUUGAAAAACAUUCAACAGAUUUUAAAGAAAUAAAUUUGAAAAUGUAUCUUUCAUAUUUAUCUGAAUGAUUUUUAUAGAUCCCUUAUCUUGAAACCACUUUUAAAAAUGGCACUAGUUCGCUAGUUUGCACUUUCCAGGAAUCCUACUGUAAAGGAUUAACGUCUAUAGCUAUGUUGAAUAACUUUUUCUUUUAAGUUAAACAUCUUUAACAAGUUAUUUUAGUCUUUAAAUCAUGGUUUGUUAAUGAAAUGUUCUUGCCACAAAAUUUAAUAUUUACAAUAGUUAAUGAAAAAUCUGGAUAACUUAUAGGAGAAAACUUUAAAUUUUAAUUGAUAAUUGAGCAAAGUUUUUUUGACAGUGCCCUACAUUAACGGGUCCUCCGCUGAGCUUUAGAAGUUUUUUUUCUUUUCGAACUCAAACCCGAGAAACGCCGGGUAUGUUGACUUGUAAUUAAUAAAUCUGGCGCAGGGUCCCUGCUGCAAUGGGGAAUAUGUCAACCGGUGGGCCAAACUUAAAGGUUUGGGAGACGCUGAUCUAGCUAUCUGGUGACGUGGCUCUCACCUUUCAGGAAGGUGAUCUGCGUGUACUCACCGCAUACGGCACACUUGAUGCAAACACUCGUGUAAGUCAGCGACUGCACCACAUGAGCACCAAACCCACAUCUUCCUACAAACAAACCAACUCUAGCAGAAGUGUACUCAAGUUCACGAGCACUCAGGGCAAAGGGGGGGAGGGAGAGGGAGGUCAAUGCGUGUACUGGGGGCGUCAGUCUAACAGUUUAAUAGGUUUACAUUUCUGUGCAGAGAUCCCAGCUGAGGAUGAGCCGAGUGGUAAAACACUUUUGAUAAGUGACUGGGAAUUCUUAUGAUGUCACCAUCUGUAAAUCCCCAUCACGUGAUAGCGGUCCUUCUGUUUUAUCUGAUGUAAUACUAAAACUAUAUACUGAUUUUAUUUUUUAACUUGACAAUCCUAAAUAUUUCACCCCCCCCCCUUUUUUUCUUCGUCAUCAUGUCUUAAAUAGUUUGAAGGAUAUUCAACAUGUUAUGAAAUGUGUCUGUUUAUUACUAGAGGUAGUUUAAUCCAUUGAAUAUACAUGAUGAUGAUUGAUGGUGAUGAUGAUUGAUUACUUGUGUAGCGCUUUGUCCAUGCUAUUUUAACAUGUUCACGGCACUCUGAUGUCAUAAAUUCAUUUUUUUUUAAGGCUUUAAAUAUUUCUUACAUGAAUUUUUUAUCAUUUUUAAUUUCCCAACAAAAAUUGCGGCAAAGUUCCCAAAUUUUGGCGCUAUAGCUUGAGAAAGCGCAUCCACAUUGGGAACUUUCAGGAGUGACUGUUAUGAGGGGUGAGUGCAGCUUCUGUAAUGAUGCAUGUUUAGAGAUCAGUUUUUGAAGAUAUUCAAGUGCAGCGCUUUCCAUACAGCUGUACGCCAGGGACGCAAUUUUGUGGCCAAUGCGCUCACUCACAGAAAGCCAGUGGAGAUCUUUAAGAACUGGGGUGAUGUGGUCAGAUUUCUUUAUCCGCGAUGCAAAGCGUGCUAAAGCAUUUUGUGCCCUCUGGAGUCUCUGACUUUGGUUUUGAGGCAAACGCCACAGAGAGUUUUAAUCUAAUCUUGAUUGGAUUAGACUUACUAUUACGGCAUUUGUUGUUCUCUUAUUAAGUUGAGGACGUAGCUGACCAAGGAAACUUACGUUUCCAGUUUUUGAAUGUUGAUUUUCUGUCAAUAUGUAUUGAUUUAUUUAUUUUUCAAGGUUUCCACCUGACAACUUUUCUUUGUUCUGUUGAUUGACUUUAGGAGCUUUCAUCUUUUUUUUCUCUCUUUCAUAACAUGUUAAAAAUAAUUGCUGAAUUGUCGAUGCUCCGUUGUAAUAUUUUCGAAAGUCUUGAAGGUUGAGGUCAGGGGUCACCAGGCAAAUUAUUAUUGAAAUACAUUUGGUAAUUUAUUGACUUCAGUCAAAUACAGGAUUCCGUAGGAAGGUUUUUUUUUAGGAGUGUUUAAGGUAGGCUUUCAGUUGGCGGUUGCUAAGGGAAAAAUUGAAAGAUGGAAACAAUCUAUGUUUAAUUCUAACAUUUGAAUUCGUGAUUGCUACUUACUUGAUGAGACUCCCGAUACUUGCAUGAUGAGACUUUCGAUACUUGCAUGAUGAGACUCCCGAUACUUGCAUGAUGAGACUUUCGAUACUUGCAUGAUGAGACUUUCGAUACUUGCAUGAUGAGACUUUCGAUACUUGCAUGAUGAGACUCCCGAUACUUGCAUGAUGAGACUUUCGAUACUUGCAUGAUGAGACUUUCGAUACUUGCAUGAUGAGACUCCCGAUACUUGCAUGAUGAGACUUCUGAUACUUGCAUGAUGAGACUUUCGAUACUUGCAUGUUGAGACUUCUGAUACGUGCAUGAUGAGACUUCCGGGCUCGUUCCAGACAUCUUUAUAAUAAUAAAUCAGUUUUUGAAUGAUACUUCUGCACAAUAUACAGAAUUGUCACGAAAAAAAUGUCAACAGUUAAGUGUGAUGAAAGAUGGACUGCGAACAAUCAUUUGUGCAUUUUCAUGGAAUCAGUUUUGUCAAUGCUAUGGUGAUUAUGAGUUUAAUAUAUCUUAAGAUUAAGACACACGUCGAGAAAAGACGAAAAAUAUAAAUGAGAUCUUCCCGUCUUCGAAAGACGAUGCAGUUGCUUGGAUACUUCAUCAAAUGGCUGACUAGGCCGAUCCUGUAAUUGCAUUCUGGGCUGCAUGGUUCGCAGGAGACCCUUGACCCCUGAUUAGACUUCGUCUUUCGUGAUGUUCUUUUUGUUGCAGGGGCGUUUCGCGCAUCUUCUGCCUUUUUUUUACUCAUUUUCCUUGCUUUAAAAAAAAACAAAAACAAAACUCUGCUCCUGCCGAGGUGACGUCACCGGUGCAGCUAUUUGGCCUGGGCAGGGUUUUUAUGGAGACCAGAUGUGCCCAAUGCAGCAGAUCCCCACUCUCCACGCAACCAGUGGAUCCAGAUCCCCACUCUCCACGCAGCCAGUGGAUCCAGAUCCCCACUCUCCACGCAGCCAGUGGAUCCAGAUCCCCACUCUUCACGCAGCCAGUGGAUCCAGAUCACCACUCUCCACGCAGCCAGUGGAUCCAGAUCCCCACUCUCCACGCAGCCAAGUGGCCUGGGCAGGGUUUUUAUGGAGACCAGAUGUGCCCAAUGCAGCAGAUCCCCACUCUCCACGCAUCCAGUGGAUCCAGAUCCCCACUCUCCACGCAGCCAGUGGAUCCAGAUCCCCACUCUCCACGCAGCCAGUGGAUCCAGAUCCCCACUCUUCACGCAGCAAGUGGAUCCAGAUCACCACUCUCCACGCAGCCAGUGGAUCCAGAUCCCCACUCUCCACGCAGCCAGUGGAUCCAGAUCCCCACUCUUCACGCAGCCAGUGGAUCCAGAUUCCCACUCUCCACGCAACCAGUGGAUCCAGAUCCCCAUUCUCCACGCAGCCAGUGGAGCCAAGGGAAUGACAAUUGUCAAUACAACUUGGCACUGACUGCGUCGCAGGAACCGCCGAAAAGGUAUCGGCGUCAGAUCAACUUCGGGACUCCAUCUCCGGAUUUCAGUUUGGUUUUAAUCCCAUAGUCUUACCCUAACUUUCCCGCACAUGAUUUUUUAUAUCUAUAUUGAUAUUCAUUCAAAGCUUUCCCGUUUUUUAUCAAUUUUGGUACACAAAACAUUGCUAGUCAGCCAUCUUGUUGCUAACCGGAAGAAUAUAAUAUAUCAUUAAAUGUAUUAUAGAAAACCAAACUGAUGUGCAAAGGUCACUAGGCUCAAGGCCGAGGAUUAAACAUAAUUUCCGGUAUAUGACUUUAAGUCAUUCAUGAUUGCAGGACUUGCAGGUUACUGGGGCAUUCUAGCGACACUUCGGAACAACGACUCCCUGUUCAUUGUUAUGUUGGUGGUAGACGGGCAUCUGCAGCUCGAGAUGAAUCGUUGGCUUAAAACACUUUUCUUUUAAUAAUUCAAGUAGAGAGGACUAUUUUUUGUUUACAAUACCUAUUCAAACACACACACUUACACACACACACACACACGCAUAUAUAUGUAUAUAAAGAGGGACGUUGAAGUCGUCAUAGACUUAGUGUAAGUCGUCAUAGACUUAGUGUAAGUCGUCAUAGACUUAGUGUAAGUCGUCAUAGGCUUAGUGUAAGUCGUCAUAGACUUAGUGUGAGUCGUCAUAGACUUAGUGUGAGUCGUCAUAGACUUAGUGUGAGUCGUCAUAGACUUAGUGUAAGUCGUCAUAGACUUAGUGUAAGUCGUCAUAGACUUAGUGUAAGUCGUCAUAGACUUAGUGUAAGUCGUCAUAGACUUAGUGUAAGUCGUCAUAGACUUAGUGUAAGUCGUCAUAGACUUAGUGUGAGUCGUCAUAGACUUAGUGUAAGUCGUCAUAGACUUAGUGUGAGUCGUCAUAGACUUAGUGUGAGUCGUCAUAGACUUAGUGUAAGUCGUCAUAGACUUAGUGUAAGUCGUCAUAGACUUAGUGUAAGUCGUCAUAGACUUAGUGUGAGUCGUCAUAGACUUAGUGUGAGUCGUCAUAGACUUAGUGUAAGUCGUCAUAGACUUAGUGUGAGUCGUCAUAGACUUAGUGUGAGUCGUCAUAGACUUAGUGUAAGUCGUCAUAGACUAAGUGUGAGUCGUCAUAGACUUAGUGUAUGUCGUCAUAGACUUAGUGUAAGUCGUUCACCGGUUGUUGUUGUUUUUUUCUCAAAAAAUGACUAAGAUCUUUAUGGCUAGUCCCCCAGCAUCGGUCGCAGAGAAUCUCUCAAGUUUCCAUCAUCCGGUUUUAUGUCUGUGACACUUGUUUACCUUUUUGUUGACCACCGUCAACAUCUGCCAACGACUUUAGUUCGUUUCCAGUAGAUUGGUGUGAGUGAUCCUACAUUCCGAGUCUCACUCUGAGCCCGUGCUGGCACGUUCACGUGAGAACCCCCGGCCGUUUUCCCCCCCCCGUGGCGUGGCCUGAUGAACCAUCCAGCUCUCUGUGGUAGUUAAUUGGUACAAAUUGGUCUCAGGCCGUGAGGUGCUGCCGCUGCUGCUCAUACCAGCGGACUCAUCCCGUCAAGGAAGUCGCCUAUGAUCACCGUGUGCGAGUGUGCAUGUAGCAGGGGUGGCGUGUGAGUCAGGGUGUCGGUGGGGAAGAGGCUGGUAUCUAAACUCAUUGAUGGUUAUGAUGAAGGUAGAUGAAUAAGAUGCAGACCUUUCAACCAUUACCUGGUAACGCUGUGGGCGGACUCUCCUUAACAUUCGCUCACCCACACUCAGGUUGAUUCUGCCACCGCCUGCCACUCAGGUUGAUUCUGCCACCGCCUGCCACUCAGGUUGAUUCUGCCACCGCCUGCCACUCAGGUUGAUUCUGCCACCGCCUGCCACUCAGGUUGAUUCUGCCACCGCCUGCCACUCAGGUUGAUUCUGCCACCGCCUGCCACUCAGGUUGAUACUGGCACUCACUCAGACUAAGGUUGAUACGGGGUACUGACAUUACAAAGUACUUUCAUUUAACUUAAAUUAAUGAUGUUUCAAAAUAUGGGGUACAUUUUAUUUACCAACUUCUCUGCACCCUAAAGAGUUAAAAUGAUGACGUAAUCAUCCAAAAUACCAUAGCAAUAGACUCUAUUGGCUUAAACUCGGGGAUUCUAAAACUAUCUAAGGAUGCGAGUUUUAAGGGAUGUUUUUCAGGGAAGUUAUUUAAAGGAAAGAAUUCCUGGGAAUGUAUUUCAGCGUCUAUACUUUAGGAACUGAGUCACAAUUGACGUCAAAAUUAUAAUUUUCUUAGCUUUGGAUUUAAAGAGUUGGAUCAUUGAAAAGUAAACAUCAAACAGCUGCUGAGGCAAGAUGGUUCUAGGAAGGGUUCAUAUCUAGUUAACACCGCCAUCCUAUUUGGAAUAUCUAGUUUACACCGCAAUCCUGCACUAUAUGCUAUUGUGAAUAUUCAGGUCAAUGUUAUAGGAACAGGUGGCUUUGACGUCAGACAAAUAAAUAGAAUCUGAUGCCAGGUAUAGCAUCAGUUUUAUGCAGGAAAUAAAAAGCUGAUAAUCAGACAGACUUAUGCAGAUAUUAAAACUUUUUCCAAUAGUCAGAAAAUAAAACUCCUUCUGAUCAGACAGUCUGUAAGAUAAUAAAACUAUUUCCAAUCAGACAGUCUUAGGCAUGCACAUAAAUCAUUUGAUCACAAUUUUGCUUAUUUAAUCAGAAACUAUCAACUUCCAUAAUUUUAACAUUAGACAUGAUAUCAACACUUGAUAUAACAUUAACACGUGAUAUAAAAUCAGAAAUUCCACAUAAUAGCAACACUCCUCAUAAUAUCAAAACUUCACAUAAUAUCUUGUACGGUUCCAUCAUUUACAUUUUCCCCAUAUUUGGUGCACUACAAGGGGCCGUAGACAUCGAUGAAUGUUUCAAGCCACCAGUCGGAUAGAACUGUUGGACCCACAAUGAAAUCAUGCACCAAAACCCAUGGGAUGAACCAGGCGAAUGCAACUUGUCAUUUUAGCCUGAUAGAUUCGAACAAAUCGCUGAGUAAUUGGAGAAACGACCCUGUGCUUAGUCUAAGCUGGAUGGAUGAAGGUGAAAGGUGUCGUCCGAUGUACCCGUAGCACAAGCCUCCGGAGACUAGAUCUCCCAUUUAUUACCUGUCUUACAUUACCUCGCGAGACAAGCAAGUUAUCCCCCAGUACUGGCUAUGUAUUACUUCCCGUCUAUUCAACUGUAGAACAAGACAGUUCUCGUAAAUGCUAUACAACCAUGACAAAAAUGUAGUGUAAGAAUCAGUCGGCAAUUGAAAUUUAAAAAAAACAACAAAAAACGAUAUCUAAAAUUGUACUAGCUGCAGACUACAGACUAUUGGUGAUGGAAUGACCUGGUGACCAGACUACAGACUAUUGGUGAUGGAAUGACCUGGUGACCAGCAAAUCUGACAAGAUGGGCAGGCCGGGCAAGUCUAGAUAACUUCUCAGCCAGAGGCGACGCCAUCAAAUUUAACAUGGCGGGUCCCUUGCAGGUCUUAAAAAAUGUUGGCGAGUCCCAAAUAAAUGUAUUACAAAUAAAAUGUAUUUAUUAAGUAAUAUUUAUUAAUCUACUAACUUAACCCAAAGUUUACAUACAUUGUAGAUUACGCUUAAUGAGCAUAUAUACAAUAUUCGUAACUAAUAAAAAUUUACCAGGUCAUUUGCCAGGUCCCAAGUUUUUUUACCAGGUCCUGGGACCCGGCGGGACCUGGUGUAGCGUCGCCACUGUUCUCAGCCAUAUCUGAACCAACUCCUCUCAGCCAUAUCUGAACCAACUCCUCUCAGCCAUAUCUGAACCAACUCCUCUCAGCCAUAUCUGAACCAACUCAUCUCAGCCAUAUCUGAACCAACUCCUCUCAGCCAUAUCUGAACCAACUCCUCUCAGCCAUAUCUGAACCAACUCCUCUCAGCCAUAUCUGAACCAACUCCUCUCAGCCAUAUCUGAACCAACUCCUCUCAGCCAUAUCUGAACCAACUCCUCUNCCCCCCCGAUUGCAGCCUGGUUUAGUUUUUUUCAACCAAACUAGUUGAACGGGUCCUUGUUUCUGUUUCAAGCUAUAUUUAGAUAUCACGUGAUUCACUCCCCCAUAUCUUUAACCACCACACACCACCCUAAUUUGAUCUUAGACCGCUUCAGAAUCCAAGAAAAUAAUCGUCAUCUUUCAGUUCUAAAAAUAGCAUUGACAAGAAAAAAAAAAAAAUGAAAACAAGGACCUCUGAGUUAUGGGUGGUGAAAUGAGCAGGAUGACGCCCAGAUAAUUAUCAUGAUGAGCUGUGUGUGCCUUACAGAAGGAAAGAGAGCGUUCAUUAUACACAUACAAGCUGUAUCAGAGCCUGCUCUCUGACAGGAAGAUAAGUACACAUACAGGCUGUAUCAGAGCCUGGUCUCUGACAGGAAGAUAAGUACACAUACAAGCUGUAUCAGAGCCUGCUCUCUGACAGGAAGAUAAGUACACAUACAAGCUGUAUCAGAGCCUGCUCUCUGACAGGAAGAUAAGUACAGAUACAAGCUGUAACAGAGCCUGCUCUCUGACAGGAAGAUAAGUACACAUACAGGCUGUAUCAGAGCCUGCUCUCUGACAGGAAGAUAAGUACACAUACAAGCUGUAUCAGAGCCUGCUCUCUGACAGGAAGAUAAGUACACAUACAAGCUGUAUCAGAGCCUGCUCUCUGACAGGAAGAUAAGUACACAUACAGGCUGUAUCAGAGCCUGCUCUCUGACAGGAAGAUAUGUACACAUACAAGCUGUAUCAGAGCCUGCUUCUUCCAUUGAAUAAGUCCUGCUCUCCCAGUGGAAGAUAAGUACACAUACAAGCUGUAUCAGAGCCUGCUCUCUGACAGGAAGAUAAGUACACAUACAGGCUGUAUCAGAGCCUGGUCUCUGACAGGAAGAUAAGUACACAUACAAGCUGUAUCAGAGCCUGCUUCUUCCAUUGGAUAAGUCCUGCUCUCCCAGUGGAAGAUAAGUACACAUACAAGCUGUAUCAGAGCCUGCUCUUCCAGUGGAUAAGUCCUGCUCUCCCAGUGGAAGAUAAGUACACACACAAGCUGUAUCAGAGCCUUCGAUCCUAAUGGAAGAUAAGUUCACGCGAACGCUGGUAUCGGAGUAUCAGAGCUUGCUUCUUCCGGUAGAUGAUACGGAAAUUAGUGAUCUUACAAAGAGCAAAUGGUUCAAGCCAACUUAAUCUAUGUAUUACAUUUGUCAAGAUGGCAUUUAAAAUUAUAUUAUAUUGUCGACACUUGUAUCAAUUUAGUUGUUUCAUAUAUUCAAUGAUUUAAAAAUUAUUUAAAUAUUUAAUUUUAUUCGGACUAGAAAUGUUAAAGUGCACAGUUUAAAUUUAAAUUAAGAAAAAUGGUGUAAAACAUAAAUGCCCAAUAAAGGACAUUAUAUCGAUUUGAGCGGUCGGGACCAAACCAUUUUUCCCAAAAACAGAGUUCAAGGUCACUGAGAAAUGUUUUGAAGUUGAAGAUUCUGACCGCAGAUUAUUUCUCGAGUCAGAGCUGGGGCACCAAAUCUGUACUCCGAGCAAAUUUCAUCAGAUCCCCGGUCACAUCCUUAGUAAAAGUUCAGUCUUGAACACUGUGUUGUCAUACAGAAACAUUGUGCUGUCAUACAGAAACACUGUGCUGUCAUACAGAAACACUGUGUUGUCAUACAGAAACACUGUGCUGUCAUACAGAAACACUGUGCUGUCAUACAGAAACACUGUGCUGUCAUACAGAAACAUAGUGAUGUCAUACAGAAACAUUGUGCUGUCAUACAGAAACACUGUGCUGUCAUACAGAAACACUGUGCUGUCAUACAGAAACACUGUGCUGUCAUACAGAAACACUGUGCUGUCAUACAGAAACACUGUGCCGUCUUUCAGGAAAAAUGUGCUGUCAUACAGAAACACUGUGCUGUCAUACAGAAACACUGUGUUGUCAUACAGGAACACUGUGCUGUCAUACAGAAACAAUGUGCUGUCAUACAGAAACAAUGUGCUGUACAAUGUGCUGUCAUACAGAAACAAUGUGCUGUCAUACAGAAACAUUGUGAUAUCAUACAGAAACACUGUGCUGUCAUACAGAAACAUUAUGCUGUCAUACAGAAACACUGUGCUGUCAUACAUAAACACUGUGCUGUCAUACAGAAACACUGUGCUGUCAUAUAGAAACACUGUGCUGUCAUACAGAAGCAUUGUGAUGUCAUACAGAAACACUGUGCUGUCAUACAGAAACACUGUGCAUCAUACAUAAACACUGUGCUGUCAUACAGAAACAUUGUGCUGUCAUACAGAAACACUGUGCUGUCAUACAGAAACAUUGUGCUGUCAUACAGAAACAUUGUGCUGUUAUACAGAAACACUGUGCUGUCAUACAGAAACAUUGUGCUGUCUUUCAGGAAAAAUGUGCUGUCAUACAGAAACAUUGUGCUGUCAUACAGAAACACAGUUCUGUCAUACAGAAACACUGUGCUAUCAUACAGAAAGAUUAUGCUGUCGUACAGAAACAUUGUGCUGUCAUACAGAGUUUAUUUAGAUGUUGCCCAAGUGGGAUGUUUCGUACGGGACAUGAUAUUCUUCUGCAACACGAGGUAAAGCUUUUGGAAAAGAAGGAAGAAUGAGUGAGUGAGUGAGUGAGUGAGAGAGAGAAAGACUUUCUCUGACUUGUCGAAGACUUGUCAUCUUGCAGUCAUGAUCUCUCCAUUUGAUCCCCACUCUGCUGUCAGGUGCACGCCCUUGAGAAUCUGGAGGUCAUCGGGAGAACCGUUCCAUCGCAUGCUCACAAGCGCCAGAAGACAGACUUGAAAAGAAAUAGAGAGCAGACGAUAUCGAGACCUCUUCAGAUGUCACGUGGUCGCUUUGAGAACGGAUCUCAAGCUUGUGGUUCUAAAAGUAACUGCGCGUAAUGAAUUGUGUCUCUAACUACACCUAUCACUGUCUAUACUUAUCUCUAACUACACACGCUUGGCUUGCUUAUAGUUGACUAAUUUCUUUAACUGGAACUGCUGCGGUGCAGGUUGGGAGUUUACUGCCAAAGAAAUCUAUCUCACCGUGUACACGUCUGUGUACAUGUUAUGUCACGUGACUAUGUGCGGUGUUGAAAUAGAUCAUUGAUCUGAACAUAAGUUCAACUUACAGGCUCAGGGGCGGCGCUAGAAAGUAAUACUUCCCUUUACUUCUUUGUUAUUUUAACAGGGAAAUUACAAUAUUAGUAAUUGUGCGAUAAAUGAUUUAAAGAAAAACUAUUUGACAAAUUAGAUUUCAUUAUGUCUCCAAUGUUUGGUUAAAUGAUGACCCAUCCCAUCAUAAAGUAGCACACAUUUAUUGUAAAGGAGUAAACAUUUAUUGUAAAGGAGUAAACAUUUAUUGUAAAGGAGUAAACAUUUAUUGUAAAGGAGUAAACAUUUAUUGUAAAGUAGCACACAUUUAUUGUAAAGUAGCACACAUUUAUUGUAAAGUAGCACACAUUUAUUGUAAAGGAGUAACUGUUAUUGAAUCAUAGUUUAGAGCUUUGCAGACAUCAUCACUCUAUUUGCAGACAUCAUCACUCUAUUGCCAGGCACCGUCAUUCUAUUUGCAGACACCAUCACUCUAUUGCCAGGCACCGUCAUUCUAUUUGCAGACACCAUCACUCUAUUUGCUGUCUCCAUCGCUUUGUUUGCAGACACCACCAUUCUAUUGCCAGGCACCGUCAUUCUAUUUGCAGACACCAUCACUCUAUUUGCUGUCUCCAUCGCUUUGUUUGCAGACCACCAUUCUAUUGCCAGGCACCGUCAUUCUAUUUGCAGACACCAUCACUCUAUUUGCUGUCUCCAUCGCUUUGUUUGCAGACACCACCAUUCUAUUGCCAGGCACCGUCAUUCUAUUUGCAGACAUCAUCACUCUAUUUGCUGUCUCCAUCGCUUUGUUUGCAGACACCAACCAUUCUAUUGCCAGGCACCGUCAUUCUAUUGGCAGACACCAUCACGCUAUUUACAGACACCACCACUCUGUUUCCAGACACCAUCACUCUAUUUCCAGACACCAUCACUCUAUUUCCAGACACCAAUCACUCUAUUUCCAGACCCAUCACUCUAUUUGAGGACACCAUCGCUCUAUUUGCAGACACCACCACUCUAUUUGCAGACACCAUCACUCUAUUUCCACGUUCUAUAUUCACGUUCAAGUCCUUCUCCAAGGUCUCGGCUCUAUGGAGUCAGCUUUAGUGGCUCACCAUCUGUGUUGGAUUAAAAUCCUGCCUGGGAAAUCCGAAAUGUAAGUACCCCCACCCCCCAACACCCAACCCAUACACUCUCCCCCUUUCUGUUUUCAUCUUAAGCCCGCUAGUUCAAAUCUUUGAUAAUCACUGCCCGUUCCAUUCUCUUUGAACUUGAAACUUCAUACAUUACGGUAUCAUUAUGUUAUAACAUUAUCACUCAUGUAUCCAUAUACAAUCGCUCUAUACAUGCACAAUCAUUCUAUCCAUGCACAAGCAUUCUGUCCAUGCACAAUCAUUAUAUCCAUGCACAAUCAUUAUAUCCAUACACAAUCAUUCUAUCCAAACACAAUCAUUUAAUCUAUACAUCGUUAUUCUAUCCAUACACAAUCAUUCAAUCUAUACACAAUCAUUCAAUCCAUACACAAUCAUUCUAUCCAUGCAAAACACACGCAUCUUAAAACGCACACAAAUUCGCAUCCUAAACACAUCAAGUAACACACUCAAGUAACACAUCAAGUAACACAUCAAGUAACACAUCAAGUAACACAUCAAGGAACACAUCAAGAAACACAAAGAAACACAUCAAGAAACACAUUCACAGACACAUCCAGAUAAAAUAUCUUGGAAUAAUUAUAAUUAAAUCUUACACGCAAAAACCCUUGCACUCUCUAAACAACAUGUCUGCAUGUACUCUCUAAACAACAUGUCUGCAUGUACUCUGUAAAAACAUGUCUGUAUGCACUCUCUAAGCAACAUGUCUGUAUGCACACUCUAAACAACAUGUCUGCAUGUACUCUCUAAACAACAUGUCUGCAUGUACUCUCUAAACAACAUGUCUUCAUGUACUCUCUAAACAACAUGUCUGCAUGUACUCUCUAAACAACAUGUCUGCAUGUACUCUCUAAACAUCAUGUCUGCAUGUACUCUCUAAGCAACAUGUCUGCAUGUAUUCUCUAAACAUCAUGUCUGCAUGCACUCUGUAUACAACAUGUCUUCAUCUACUCUGUAAACAACAUGUCUAUAAACUUGUUAAGAUGUAAUUUUGUAAUCAUAUGUUUUCAGAAAUCAUUUGAUAUGCAUAUAAACAAUAUCACGCUUCUCAAACACUUGUGUUUGGCCCACAUGUGGACACAUUUUCCAUUGCACCAGGGCCCGCUCUGGGACUGAUUCAUUAUUGCUCUUUUAAUUUUACCUUAAAUAUGUCAUAAAAUAUUUAGUAAUCCGUUUUGGGCAAUCCGAUAACACUCGAUUAACUAUUACCACUUAAUCUUAGACGUUAAUAUUUAUUUUUAUUUAUUUUUUUUAAUUGUGGGGUAGGGUGGUUUUAAUCUUUUUAAAAAAUGUUGUUUUUUUUGUUUUUUUUAAUAUUUAAAAAAUUCAAAAUAGUUUUUUUACUGUUAUCACAAAAAUUCUGUAGGUAAAGCAACUCACUUUUUUAGUAAACAAAGACUAUUUCAUGAGAAAUGUGAGCAUGAUUUUUAUUAACAAACUAUUAAAAUCUUGGCUCAAUGGUAGACAGUGCGUCCGCGAGGGAGACAGAAUAUCCAUUGUGUUCAUAUCCUUUGUCUCAAUAAUGCUUAAGGACUUGAAGCCAGUUUCGCAGAGGUAAGUUGAAGGAAAUGGUCCCCAUUUGGGUUCACUCCUCAAAGGCGUCCACUGUUGCCAUAGUGAACCAGUUUUAUGCUGAAUCCUGUACAUAGUUGGAUCAUUAUGGCUCACGUUUCAGAGAGAAAGAGAGAGAAGUGAGUGCUAAUUUUAUAUCCACGUAUGACGUACCGAACUCCAAGUACGAUACAUCCGCCAGAUAAGCUUCCUACUCCUCCGGAGUUUACAGGAAGCGUUGCCGCUGUUUCAUCGUCUAGCAGGCGGAAGUGUUCAAGGUCAUUGGGAGGACACAUUUGCCAUCAUAAUUUAGCGGCGGAGGGACUCUCGUGAGCAAAUGGGACACUUCCACUAUUGUUUCUUUGAAAAGUACUACUGUCCUUGAACUCUGUGACCUCGUUUGUGCCGGAAAGGAAUUACAAUUAUUUGUAGAUUAUGGUAAUAUAAAUCUAGCAGGGCUCUCUAGCCAGCAGGAACAUCUCUUCGUAUGCAACAAAAAAUCGUUUCCUUUCUGUAUCAAUUCCAUUGUAGCCUGCUAGAACUCUCUGGUGAGACAUCAGAUUGCUCAGAUGUUUACAGAUGGGUGUCUUACUCUUUCUUUGGAACAAUUAGCUGUGAAACAUGUUUCCGGACAUUUCCUCUACGGAUUGUAUUCUGAAGGUCGGAAAUGUUUUUAUCUGGUCUCGUGGGUCCACAACAGCCUUCACUCCCCAACCACUGCCAGUCUGAGUGGUCCACAACAGCCUUCACUCAACAAUCACUGCCAGUCUCACUGGUCCACAACAGCCUUCUCUCACCAACAACUGCCAGUCUGAGUGGUCCACAACAGCCUUCUCUCACCAACAGCUGCCGGUCUUACUGGUCACAACAGCAUUCACUCAUCAACCUCUGCAAGUCUCACUGGUCACAACAGCAUUCACUCACCAACCGCUGCCAGUCUCACUGGUCACAACAGCCUUCACUCACCAACUGCUGCCGGUCUCACUGGUCCACAACAGUCUUCACUCACCAACCAUUGCCAGUCUCACUGGUCCACCACAGCCUUCACUCACCAACCUCUGCCAGUCUCACUGGUCACAACAGCCUUCUCUCACCAACCGCUGCCAGUUUCACUGGUCCACAACAGCCAACACAGCCCUCACCCAGCGCUGUCUGCUAUCGGCAUACGUAUUCCGACUGACGGUCUGGCACAGGUGGCAUGGGUUCGCUCCCAAUCACCGUUUAUCGUCUCACUGACAGCGGUACUCACCCACUGGCCCGACAUGCUCCGCAGGGCGUCUCCCACACUAGAUACGUCUUGUGAUUGCACGGGGAUGAAACUGAGACGCAUUAGGAAGGGCGUGGUCAAAUGGGGCGUGGACUAAUGGGGCGUGGUAUAAUAUGAUGGAGAGAGGAAAGUACUUGAUUCUAAUAGUUGAAAAAAGAAAGAGCCGGUUGGGGGGGGGGGUAUAACUAAAGACAAGAAUAUUUUUCCAGGGAAUAGAAAAAAUUUUAACAGAAUUAAGAGAGGAAAGUACUUGAUUCUAAUAGUUGAAAAAAGAAAGAGCCGGUUGGGGGGGGGGGGUAUAACUCAAGACCAGGAUACUUUCACCAGGAAUAUGAAAAAUUUUAACAGUAUUUACUCCAGCCUAUGACAUCAAGCAGGUAGUUCUCUGGAGAUGUUGGUCUGGAGAUGUUGGUGAUAUGGAUUAUGUUGUGAUGUUGAUUAUGUUGGGGAUAUGGAUUAUGCUGUGAUGUUGAUUAUGUUGUGAUGUUUAUUAUGUUGUGAUGUUGAUUAUGUUGUUAUGUAGAUUAUGGUGAUGAUAAGCUAACACUUGAGUUAUUUUCACGAAUAUAAACUUUUUAUUUGACCAAACACAUAAAGUGAAUUUAGCAUAUACAAUGCUAAUAGCACAUUUUUACAUAAAGCACUCGAACAAAAUACAAGACCUAAAACACAUAUACAACACAUUUAGCACAUAUAACCUAUCCACCCCUUAAAUCAAAUACAGAGCAUUUAGGAAACUGGGCCCUCCCAAUAGUUUCCCACACAAGUCCUGAACUAUAUUUCCCUGUCACAGCAUAUGUCACAGCAUAUGUCAAAAAUUUUGUGAUGGAUUAUUUUGAAGAGCAUGCUUCAGGGGUCAAAGGCUGCUAACCCAUGACUUACAUGUCAUGAGUACUUGACAUGGUGUUGUUUUUUUUAAAACUAAUUAAUACACAUUGUAAUCACCAAUUUACUUGAGUAGCUUGCUACUACUUUGAGAUCGGUAUUACUUUGUAAGAGAAUGUUGCAUAAGAGCUUGACACUGAGGGACACGCCUUUUGUUGGGUUGUUGGGGUUUUGUGUUUUCAAGUUGAAAGUAUUAAAAUAUCAAUAGAGCAAAAAUUCGACAUCUGUGGUCAAAUAUUUGGCGGGUUAUAUCUAGUCUUUUAUGUUAUCGCCGUCUGUUACUCACGCUCUCACACACACAAACAUACAGGUAUAAACAUACAAGCACACACACACACAUGCACACUUCCGCACACACACGCACACUUCCGCACACGCACAUACACAAACACACACACACACACACACGCACACCAACACACACACACACACGUACACACAAACACACACACACGUAGUCCCGAUAAAUUCAAGCUUACGUGUAUCACUGACAAUACGAUAGACCACAUUCUACAGUGAAUGGCACUGUUCUGUAGUGUCUACAUUUCACGGCAGGACAUAUUCCAGGCUAGGACAUAUUUCGUAGUAGGACAUAUUCAGGUUAUGACAUUUUUCAUAGUAGGACAUAUUCAGGUUAGAACAUUUUUCAUCGUUAGACAUAAUUUAUGGUAGGACAUAUCUCAUAGUAGGACAUAUUCAGGCUAGGACAUAUUUCAUAGUAGGACAUAUUCAGGCUAGGAAAUUUUUCAUAGUUAAACAUAAUUUAUGGUAGGACAUAUCUCAUUGUAGGACAUAUUCAGGCUAGGACAUAUUUCAUAGUAGUACAUAUUCAGGUUAUGACAUUUUUCAUAGUAGGACACAUUCAGGUUAGAACAUUUUUCAUAGUUAGACAUAAUUUAUGGUAGGACAUAUCUCAUAGUAGGACAUAUUCAGGCUAGGACAUAUUUCAUAGUAGGACAUAUUCAGGCUAGGAAAUUUUUCAUAGUUAGACACAAUUUAUGAUAGGACAUAUCAAUAAAUAUUUAAUUGUAGGACAUAUUUCAUGUUAUGAUAAAAUUCAUGAUAGAACAUACAGAGCACGCCACCUGGUGCUAAUCACGUGGCUCAACCUUCAGGAAGCAUCGAUGUCAUGCCAGGCACUUGACGAGCUCGUCACAGCGGGGUGUCGCUUGAUAAGCCAUUGACAGUACACAUCAUGGGACCCAUCAGUCUCACAAAUGUGACCUGACACUUCACAUCAUGGGACCCAUCGGUCUUAUUAGUCUGCCUUGGCGGUAAACAUCAUGGGACCCAUCAGUCUCACAAAUGUGAUCUAACAGCACACAUCAUGGGACCUAUCAGUUUUAUGAGUCGGUCCAGCUAGAUAAUUAGUAUGUUCUACUUGACAGUUGCAUCAUGCUGUAUCAUGCUAUAUCGUGAUAUAUCACGCUGGAUGGAAUUAGCUUUACAAACGGUCAUCAAAUGUCAUCUGUAAACGAUAUAAAAUACUCUAAAUGUGUCAAAUUUAAUUUUGCGCUGUUUUUCAUAUAGAGAAUUUUGGGGAUGUAGAGGUAUCUUACCGAGGCGACGCCUCUGAUCCAAUGAAUUCUGCGGUCAGGGUCCCCAACAUAAUCCAAAUAUAGAUCACUUAGCACAAAUUGUCCGGUGGCGAAACAGUGCCAUCUCGUCUCUACCGUAAUUGUGCCGAUGGCGCCCAGUCGAUGUAAGCAGCAGAGAUGGCCGGUGCUGGCUGGACGUGGCACUUAACUUCAUAUCCAUUAUUGAGAUUGCAUUGACAGCCCCAGUGCCGUCUGCUGGGAGCCAAAUAGAGUUAUCAUCCCUUGGCGUGUUCAGAGAUCAGGAGAACCACUUCACUCCAGGCUUGAGUGAGUUUUAGAGUUUCAGUCAUUAGUGUGUAUGAAGGAGGGUUAUAUACUGUAUCGUGAUUUUUUAAAAGUUAUUUUAAUGUGUGGAAGUGUGCGGGACAUGUUCAUUAAAUAUAGGACAUUAAUGUUUCGAAGUGUGCGGGACAUGUGCAUUAAAUAUAGGACAUUAAUGUUUCGAAGUGCGCGGGACAUGUGCAUUAAAUAUAGGACAUUAAUGUUUCGAAGUGUGCGGGACAUGUGCAUUUAAUAUAAGACAUUAAUGUUUCGAAGUGUGCGGGACAUGUGCAUUUAAUAUAAGACAUUAAUGUUUCGAAGUGCGCGGGACAUGUGCAUUAAAUAUAGGACAUUAAUGUUUCGAAGUGUGCGGGACAUGUGCAUUUAAUAUAGGACAUUAAUGUUUCGAAGUGUGCGGGACAUGUGCAUUUAAUAUAAGACAUUAAUGUUUCGAAGUGUGCGUGACAUGUGCAUUUAAUAUAAGACAUUAAUGUUUCGAAGUGUGCGUGACAUGUGCAUUUAAUAUAAGACAUUAAUGUUUCGAAGUGUGCGGGACAUGUGCAUUUAAUAUAGGACAUUAAUGAACAGGUUAUGUUGUGUUAAUUUUUUAGAUGUGUCAUAAAUAAAGCCAUGCGUCUGUUUGCUGUUGUUCUUUUCAAUCAGCCGUGUCGGUCCACGGCUGGCGAGGCUCGAGUACGGCGCCCUUAGUAUCAAGAGUUUGAGAUGGUGUCUCACUGGCGUACCCCCACCCUCGAACCAUGUUAGCUUCUCAUCUGGAAGCGGGGGGUGGGGGGGGUCUUUUCUUGCUUGUGAGAACACCUCUUUUGAGUUUUAAGUUCACUGAAUCUGGCGUUAAAUAUAAUUCACUGUAUAUGACACAAAUAUGUCAUGUCUAUGUCAUUAACUCUUACUUGUUUUGUCCUGCAAUGUCUGAAAGUAUGAUCAUUUCAGGUCUCCUAAAUCUUUUAAAUCUUAGUGGUUAGACUCCAUCUUGCCAUGAGCAUCCCAUGAACCGUAGGCAACAUGUGACCCAUUGCUCCAUGUCAAGUUCUUUUUAUCUCUAUUAUGUAAGCAAUGCGUACCGUUUCUAUACGAUGGCAUUAAGGUUAAAGGUCAUACCAGAGAGAAGGGACAAGAUGGCGGGGCAACGGGGAAGGGGGUGAAUACGUCAUCGAGGUGUUCAUAUCAUACUUUGACAUUUUUGGGGUCUAAACAAUUAUAUAUUAGUUAUUUCUAUUCUUUUCGAGAGAGCCUUCACAUUUUUCACAUAUAUAUUACGUUGUCUAUGUUUUAAUGCUAUUUAAAGGUUUUUCAAUACCUUCUUGUUUUAUAUUGGGUUGUCUAUGCUUUACUGUUGGAUCCAUAAUUCGAAAACGGGUGCCCAUCACCGACAUGGGACAAGGUCUCCAUUAUGUAACAGUGACAUUGGAAAACAUACUUAGUGGCAGUGUGACAGCUGUCAAUUAUGUAACAGUGACAUUGGAAAACACACUUAGUGGCAGUGUGACAGCUGUCCAUUAUGUAACAGUGACAUUAGAAAACAUACUUAGUGCCAGUGUGAUAGGUGUCCUUUUUGUAAAAGUGACAUUGGAAAACAUACUUAGUGGCAGUGUGACAGCUGUCCAUUAUGUAACAGUGACAUUGGAAAACAUACUUAGUGGCAGUGUGACAGGUGUCCAUUAUGUAACAGUGACAUUGGAAAACAUACUUAGUGGCAGUGUGACAUCUGUCCAUUAUGUAACAGUGACAUUGGAAAACAUACUUAGUGGCAGUGUGACAGCUUUCCAUUAUGUAGCAGUGACAUUGGAAAACAUACUUAGUGGCAAUGUGACAGGUGUCCAUUAUGUAACAGUGACAUUGGAAAACAUACUUAGGGGCAGUGUGACAGCUGUCCAUUAUGUAACAGUGACAUUGGAAAACAUACUUAGUGGCAGUGUGACAGCUGUCCAUUAUGUAACAGUGACAUUAGAAAACAUACUUAGUGCCAGUGUGAUAGGUGUCAAUUAUAUAACAGUGACAUUAGAAAACAUACUUAGUGUCAGCGUGACCAGAAUUCACAGGAGUCGCGCGCAAAAAAUGGUUUCAAGUUUCAAGAAUGACCGCAAAAAAUGGUUUCAAGUUUCAAGAAUGACCGCAAAAAAUGGUUUCAUGUUUCAAGAAUGACCGCAUGGCACAAAUUGGUUUCAAAUUUGAAAAAAAAAAUUAAUUAAAUAAAUUUCAUUGCUUUCCUUGAUGAGAUAUUUUUAUUCUUUAAUAACAUUUUUUGUUUCUUUUAAAACUUGAGACUCGUCCCUCUACUUGGAACUGCACUCCCUAUUUAUACUGGUGCUUCUCAUCAACCUUAUUUAUAAUAGUGCUUUUUAUCAACCUUAUUUUUAUUGUGUUUUUUAUCAACCUUAUAUAUUAUUAUUUGCUUUUUAUCAACCUUAUUUAUAAUAGUGCUUUUUAUCAACCUUUUUAUAAUAGUGCUUUUUAUCAACCUUAUUUAUUAUUAUUUGCUUUUUAUCAACCUUAUUUAUAAUAGUGCUUUUUAUCAACCUUAUUUAUUAUUAUUUGCUUUUUAUCAACCUUAUUGAUAAUAGUGCUUUUUAUCAAACUUAUUUAUUAUUAUUUGCUUUUUAUCAACCUUAUUUAUAAUAGUGCUUUUUAUCAACCUUAUGUAUAAUAGUCCUUUUUAACAACCCUUUUUUAUAAUAGUGCUUUUUAUCAACCUUGUUUAUAAUAGUGCUUUUUAUCAACCUUAUUUAUAAUAGUGCUUUUUAUCAACCUUAUUUAUUAUUAUUUGCUUUUUAUCAACCUUAUUUAUAAUAGUGCUUUUUAUCAACCUUAUUUAUAAUAAUGUAUGGUAAUAAAACGUAUUUAUACUAAUGCUUCAGACGGUGCUUCUCACACCUUUCAGUGUGACGGCCUAGCAUUAUUUUUAACCGUUCAUUGAGAUCAUCCAAAGUGAUGCUGCCGACCAGAUAGAGAACCACUGCUAGAAAAUUACAUGUAGUCAUCUAUUGUGAAAUACUAAGCAAUAUAUAGCAGCUAUUAAAGAAACUGUAGGAUAAUGAGCAGUUGCAUCACAUCAAGCGACGUAUUUCCUGCAAGGCAGCCAGUGGCAGCUUCGUUUCUGAAGUAGUUGCUUUUUACUGUUGUUAAACCUUGUUCUCCAUUUCUCAUCUUACCGACAGGAAGUCCAGGCCUCACAGGGUGCAACCCAUCUCUAUACAGGAAGUCCAGGCCUCACAGGGUGCAACCCAUCUCUAUACAGGAAAUCCAGGUCUCACAGAGUGCAACCCAUCUCUAUACAAGAAAUCUUGGCAUCAUAGAGUGCAACACAUCUCUAUAGACCGGAAGUGGGGUGCCAUUAAUGGCCGCCAAAAAAGUGUUUCGUGAAUGAAUCACGGCUUACGUGGACUUUGACUCUGGUCUUCCCUGAGCUUACGUGGACUUUGACUCUGGUCUUCCCUGAUUUGGUCCUAUAUUACUGGACUGGCCAGGGUCAAAAUGACCUUGAUCUGAAUGACUAAAUCGAUUUGAAACAGGUCAAAAAAGAUGUGACCAUAAUGGAAAGAUAAUUAUUUCUCAUCAACACAUAACUUCCAGGAGAUAUUUUAUUGCCCGCAGAAUAAUGUUGCUGAAAAGUCGAUGGAAAUCAACAACUGAAUUUUUCAGGAUUUGAAUUUGAAUUUUUUUUUUUUUUGUAUCAUCAAUGAUUGUUGAUUUCAAUACAUCGCCUACAUGAGGAUUUUCUGAUCCACUAACCAAAGGAGUGCAAUGCAAGACCAACGUGUCGUCUGUCCACUUGUCCAACCCGUCUCCCGAAGAUUCCCACCAACCGGUCCCUCUGCUUACACGACAAUGCCCACGUGACCUUGAACUUCGGCUGCCCUCGUCGGACUCCCAACAGCCAUGCGGACCAUGCCCAGGCUGUUGUUGCUGCUGUUCGGGAUGUCGGUGGUCACGAUGAUGUUCAUCGCGCGCUGUGGUCUCAACAUGGACAGCCAGCUGCACAACAGCCCACACGGGGGCAUGCCUGUGUCAUCAGGGGGGUCGCCUGGGGAGAAGGCGCUGAGGGAGGUAGGUUGGUUUUGUUUCAUUUGUUUGAAAUUAGAAGUUUCAAGUUUGACUUUUUUUUUAUUCCAGUUUAUUGCUGCCAGUUGUCUUCUAAGGUGAGCAGUACUCUUAGUUGUUUAUGCGCAGUCAAGAAUUCUCUUUUUCGUUUAUGCGUAGUCAAGAAGUCUCUUAGUUAUUCAUGCACAGUCCAGAUUUCUCUUAGUUGUGUAUGUGUAGUCACGAUUUCUCUUAGUCACGUAUGCGAAGACAUAGGAUGAGGAGUAUGAUAUAUCGAUUCUAUGAUUUUUAUCCUUAUGACAAGCUACUUAAACUACUAUUUAAAUAAGACAAUUUUUUAAUUGCAUCUUAAGUCAUCAACUUUAUAUCAUAUACAUGACACAAGUGUUGAAGUUUACGGUCAAGGCUCAACAAAAUUAAAGUCAGGGGUUGAUCUUCUGAUCCCAUGGAGUCCAUCCAAUAUGAUUGACAUGUGGCUUUCUUGGCCCUGAUUUUGGCAAUGAAACAGAUGUUUACAGUACGAGUCUAUAUUAUAAAGUGUCUAAUUCUGGUAGUGUUCGUUGCUGCAUCCAUAUAUUGGCAUCUGUGCAGUGGUUGGGGAAGCGAUGUUGCUAUUAUUAUAGAAAAUAAUUUCCAUGUACCAAGUGGGUGGCCAGUCGCUAAUGAAUGAUUACCCGUGUGAAUUUGGGCGGUAAAUCUCCCCGUAAGCGAGCGGAAUCUCACCUUUCUUCGAUUCCGCUCAGUCCAUUAAUUUGUGUUGAGCCUCAAGGACGCUUCCUCACUUCUCAGGACCCCACACGGCGCUCGAGUUACGCCCGGGCCCCGUAGGCAGUCAACAGUUUGGCACAAGGCAAUAUGGGCCGCUGUGUGUAGAUCUGGUCCGUUUCACCAGUAAUGGGGUGCUACUGCAGGUGGCGCCUCUGGCAGCACGUGGUUAAAUUCACGCAGGUGUCGAGAGUUUGAGCGUUCAAAGAAGCCUGUCUCAGGAAGACUGGCGCACUUCCGGUGAGUCGUUGUAGCAAUGACGUGACGUCAGAAUCGAAUCUCCGUAAAGAUCUCGAAUCGCGUUACUAAUUAACCGGGAGAUUAGUUGGGACGCGUUCCCCCGGAAUGGUCACGUGAUAUUUGGUUUCUGCGUGCGGUCAUGUGAUAUUUGGUGUUCGGAGUGGUCACGGGAUGUUUGAUGUAUCGGGACAUGAUUAGAAUGAAUACACAAGAAUGAUUACACAAGAAUGAUUACACAAGCAUGAUUACACAAGAAUGAUUACACAAGAAUGAUUACACAAGAAUGAUUACACAAGCAUGAUUACACAAGAAUGAUUACACAAGAAUGAUUACACAAGUAUGAUUACACAAAAAAAUGCGUUGCUCCUUGAAACAACUGUGUUGACGUAAACGACAUUGCAUUAUUUUCAACAAAACUUCCAUCGUUAUUAAUCUAUUGUCAUUAAUCGUUCUCCUUAAUCAUUGUCAUUCAUCAUUCUCCUUGAUCAUUGUAACUGAUCACUUAAUGAGUCGUUAGGAAGUUUUCAUCAUAGCACUGGAACGUGUCUCCAAAGUUUAGUCAGGCUUUCUAAUGACCGCACCGAGGUUAUAGACAAUGAUAUCUAUGUAUGGCGUCGUUGGUGUGCUUGUUAUUGAGCAUCGAUACGUCUGUAGCAGUGGUUCUCAUACCGUCCCUUAUUAUAAACGCAUUCUCGGGGCCAUCCCUCCAUGUGCCACUGCCUGGUUAUUAUUUUGUACAUGUUGUAUUAAUUAAUAUAGAUAAAACAUCACCCCUUUUAAAUGAGUGAUAAACAUUUUAUAAACAGCCCCCCCCCGGACACACACACACACAUAUCCACACUGACACUGUCAAGUCUGAAGUCCAACAAACUCUUAUUGUCAGGUCUAACGACCUGCAGACUCCUACGGUCAGGUCUAACGACCUGCAGACUCCUACGGUCAGGUCUAACGACCUGCAGACUCCUACGGUCAGGUCUAACGACCUACAGACUCCUACGGUCAGGUCUAACGACCUGCAGACUCCUACGGUCAGGUCUAAUGCCCUGGAGACAAUGUUCCCUUUAAGCUUCGGGGCCGCGCAGCAAUCUCACAGACGCCGCGCAGCAGUUUUGAGUAACGCGCAGCUAAUUUCCACUCAAGUUUGUGUCUGCAGGCUGUAAAAUUUUGCGCACAAAAAAAUUGAUGCUUUAAAAAUUUGGAGACAACUUUAUGAUUUAGCACACGAACCAACAAACCUUUGAGGGAACAUUUCCUAGAGACCCCUACUGUCAGGUCUAACGUCCUACAGAAACCUACUGUCAGGUCUAACGUUCUACAGAAACCUACUGUCAGGUCUAACGUCCUACAGACCCUUAAUGUCGGGUCUAACGUCCUACAGAAACCUAUUGUCAGGUCUAACGUCCUACAGACCCUUACUGUCAGUCUAACGUCCUAAAGAAACAUAUUGUCAGAUCUAAUGUCCUACAGACCCUUACUGUCAUGUCUAACGUCCUACAGAAACCUAUUGUCAGGUCUAACGUCCUACAGACCAUUACUGUAAUGUCUAACGUCCUACAGUCCAUUACUGUCAGGUCUAACGUCCUACAGACCCCUACUGUCAGGUCUAACGUCUUACAGACCCCUACUGUCAGAUCUAACGUCCUACAGAACCUUACUUUUUGGUCUAACGUCCUACAGUCCCUUACUGUCAGGUCUAACGUCCUACAGACCCCUACUGUCAGGUCUAUGUCCCACAGACCCUUUCUGUCAGGUCUAACGUCCUACAGACCACAAAUGUAAGGUCUAACGUCCUACAGACCCCUACUGACAGGUCCAACGUCUUACAGAUCCCUACUGUCAGGACUUAUGUCCUACAGACCUCUUCUGUCACGACUUAAGUUGUCACAUUAACACUGUCAUCAAACAGACCCUCAAAAUGUCUAUAAAUGGACAUUAGAUAUAUCCAUCACGACACUGAUUUCCUGCAACAACACACCAGAGAGAUUUAUAAUGGAAAACAAAUUAAUUCAGAUUUUUGGCUCAAUAUAACUAAAUAGAAUCAAUCAAAUACCCUCAAACUAUUGAUCCUGAAUUUCUCUGUAUUGUUUUUUCCUUUUUUCUUAAAUUUUAAAUAUCUCCACACAAAAAAAUCUGUUGAGAUCUUAUUUUUCACAGUAAUAAUACAUAAAUUAUUUCACUUCCUGUAAUUUUGGUUUCGGAAAAUCCAACUUCCGGCAAUAACAAUGGCGAUCACUUGAGCUCAUUAGCUCGUUUCUAUUUCUUGUCGUAUCGUCAUUAGUCUUGUCCGCCGAGGAAGGCUCUUGGCCGAAACGUUCUUCUCUUAUUAUCCUGUCUUUCGAUUCAAGCUUCCCCUAUUCUCCCCUUUCCCCUUUCUUUGAACAGAUCCCUAAGCUAACUCUGUCAUCAAAUAUACCCUUAAACCAACUGUAUUCUGUUACCUCUCACCAGGUGAUGAGAAGGAAAGAAGUGGAACACCUCCGUGACAAGUCUGUCCUACAGGAAAAAAUUAAAAGUCUCGAAAGUCAGCUGUCAAAGGUGAGUGACAGGCGGUUCAUUUAUUUAAGUGAAAUUGUAACAUACCAGAGUUAAACUGCAUAUUUUGGUGUAGCAUUUUAUACCUUAGUUUUACACUCAAAAUCUUGGUUUUACCCACACUAUCUCAGACAUACACUCGCUACUUCAGUGGUCCCCAACAUCUCAGUGUUACGCUACAUACCCAGAGAAAAUAGUUCGCCUCCAGCCGCCAUGUUUAGCGGCAAGCGUGUUUCUAUUUUGUUUGCCAAGAUUUGUUGAUGUUUAGAAGAGAAAUCCUGCAGGCUCAAUUCACAACCCCCAAAUUUCCAGCUAAACAAAUACGGCAACACAUUGGGUCUCAACAAUAUAGAACUAAAAUUAUGUGUUUAAACUCUCAAAAUAUGUCCCUAAACGUUACCCCCAAUUUUUUUUUUUUUUUGUUUCUUUAAGAAAAUCCAGUCGUGAUAAAUUCCGACUUCUCGAUGUAGACAAUUGUCCCCCUUGAUGUAUUUGUGUUGUAUUUAUGUUAUGUUGUAUUUAUGUUGUGUUGUAUUUAUGUUGUUGACAUCUUUUUCUUUUGACCAUUCAUGUAAUCGCAUAUUUGUCAAUAAUUAAGAGCGUUCAGCUUCACGGUUUCUAAGACACAACUCUCGACCUACAUUGUCUGUUGACUAAAUCAGACCUACAUUGUCUGUUGACUAAAUCAGACCUACAUUGUCUGUUGACUAAAUCAGACCUACAUUGUCUGUUGACUAAAUCAGACCUACAUUGUCUGUUGACUAAAUCAGACCUACAUUGUAUGUUGACUAAAUCAGACCUACAUUGUCUGUUGACUAAAUCAGACCUACAUUGUAUGUUGACUAAAUCAGACCUACAUUGUCCAAAUCAGACCUACAUUGUCUGUUGACUAAAUCAUACCUACAUUGUCUAUUGACUAAAUCAGACCUACAUUGUCUGUUGACUAAAUCAUACCUACAUUGUCUGUUGACUAAAUCAGACCUACAUUGUCUGUUGACUAAAUCAGACCUACAUUGUCCAAAGCAGACCUACAUUGUCUGUUGGCUAAAUCAGACCUACAUUGUCUAUUGACUAAAUCAGACAACUUUAAAAAAACAACAACUGGUUUUAAUGAUGGAGUGCACUGUAGGUCCCAUUGAAGAUCAUCUAUAAAUCUAUUUCCAGGUAAAUUUCUAACAUUUCAAAUUGGUACCAUUUCGUUUGGUAGACACGUGUUUAAGACUGUGUCCGAGUGCAAGUUUCAUUACAAGCUACAUCUAAGGCGACCGGGUAAUCUUAUAAUAAAAUAAUUCUAAAAUAAGAUACACGGAGAACAUUAAAAUAAGAUAGACGUAGAACUUCAAAAUAGGAUACACGGAUGACAUCAAAAAUAAGAUACAAAGCACGUUUUGUCCUGAACCGCUACAGGACUACCUCUAGUGUUGGCAGCAUGCUGGAAACACUGGACUGGUCACCAUUGGAGGAGUGACGACGACCAUCCAGACUCUCCAUGAUAAAUUAUGGUCUGGUCCACUGUUCCAGUAUUUAACAGAAACUCGUCCCUCUCAUUUAGCGAGCCCCAAAUAGGAUAUCCGUAGAAGUCCGAGUCUCCUUAUAGGAAGUCGUUUUAGAAACUCUGUUCUUUUUAUAAGUGUAUCCUGCUCGGAGCCUAACAGGUUCAAGAAUCUUUCUAAUGUUAAACAUUUUUUUUUAAAUUGCUGCAUCGCUUAAACUAUGAGAUACGAUUUGAAAUAAUCUGUUCAACAAGUUGCGCUCAGAAAACUUAAGCCGGCUGAUCUUAUUUCGAGACCAUUCCUUACACUGGGCCACUUUGUUCUAAAGCUGUUGGUUCUGUCUGAUACCCACUUUGUUCUAAAGCUGUUGGUUCUGUCUGAUACCCACUUUGUUCUAAAGAUGUUUGUUCUGUCUGAUACCCACUGUGUUCUAAAGAUGUUUGUUCUGUCUGAUACCCACUUUGUUCUAAAGCUGUUGGUUCUGUCUGAUACCCACUUUGUUCUAAAGCUGCCAGUUCUGUCUGACACCCACUUUGUUCUAAAGCUGCCAGUUCUGUCUGACACCCACUUUGUUCUAAAGCUGCCAGUUCUGUCUGAUACCAACUCUAUUCAUCUCUCAAUCCCCAGGUUGUGCUAGAGCCGAGGCUGAGACGCUCUAGCAGCAUGGCUUUAUCUCUUAUUUUAUGAUUUCUCGCCGGUGCUGAGAGCACAAAAGUAGCGUCGUCACAAUUAGCGAGGGGCGAACUGGUGUCAGAUUUAACAAAUACACUUUCACGUCAAGGUGGCUGAUUCUCAAACUAUCACAAAAUGUUUGUUAAUAAGACACAGGCAAGGGUGCGGGCGGGCAGCCCAACUAUUCAGGACUUGUUCGACAGUAAGACUAAGUCGUCUGCUUCGCUUCAAUAUUUUACAUUUGUUUUUAUCGUGUGGCAAACACGAGUUACGCCCAUGUAGGAGAUGAAGGUCUCGCGGUCACGUGAUGUUAGGGUGAGGUUCAGAUAAUGUUUCAUUCACCGGCGCGCCGGGUCAUCACAACAUGACCACGUUGUUUACACUCACGCCCACGGGGUGUCAAUGGCUUAGCCGUCAGUUGUGGCACCCGACACUCAUGCCGGGUGGCGCCACACACGGCUUGUGGUAUUUGUGGCGCCCGACACGCGUGCUAGGUGGUGCCACACACAGCAUGUGGUAGAUGUGGCACCCGACACUCAUGCCGGGUGGCGCCACACACGGCUUGUGGUAUUUGUGGCGCCCGACACUCGUGCUAGUUGGUGCCAUACACAGCUUGUGGUAGAUAUGGUACCCGACACACAUGAUGGGUGGCGCCACACACUGCUUGUGGUAGAUAUGGCACCCCGACUCAUUCUGCUUGAGGUAACAGAUUAUGUGCUGUCUCUAAUUGAUAGGCUAUCGAUCCCAAAUUAAUAAAGUGAUAAACGUUAUUUGAUUAGGGGCUGAACCUGAAAAUGAGAGGGGGCUGAACUCUGCGACUUAUUCCUUAUAGUGUACAAGGUGUCCCUGAAAAUGAGAGGGGGCUGAACUCUGCGACUUAUUCCUUAUAGUGUACAAGGUGUCCCUGAAAAUGACAGGGGGCUGAACUCUGCGACUUACUCCUUAUAGUGUACAAGGUGUCCCUGAAAAUGACAGGGGGGCUGAACUCUGCGACUUAUCCCUUAUAGUGUACAAGGUGUCCCUGAAAAAUGACAGGGGGCUGAACUCUGCGACUUAUUCCUUAUAGUGUACAAGGUGUACCUGAAAAUGAGAGGGAGCUGAACUCUGCGACUUAUUCCUUAUAAUGUACAAGGUGUCCCUGAAAAUGAGAGGGAGCUGAACUCUGCGACUUAUUCCUUAUAGUGUACAAGGUGUCCCUGAAAAUGAGAAGGAGCUGAACUCUGCCACUUAUUCCUUAUAGUGUACAAGGUGUCCCUGAAAUGAGAGGGAGCUGAACUCUGCGACUUAUUCCUUAUAGUGUACAAGGUGUCCCUGAAAAUGAGAGGGAGCUGAACUCUGCGACUUAUUCCUUAUAGUGUACAAGGUGUCCCUGAAAAUGAGAGGGAGCUGAACUCUGCGACUUAUUCCUUAUAGUGUACAAGGUGUCCCUGAAAAUGAGAGGGAGCUGAACUCUGCGACUUAUUCCUUAUAGUGUACAAGGUGUCCCUGAAAAUGAGAGGGAGCUGAACUCUGCGACUUAUUCCUUAUAGUGUACAAGGGGUCCCUGAAAAUGUGUCUAGAGACUUCUCUGACUCUCACUCCGACUCAGUCUCUGAGGUAUUUCAAUGCAAAACAUUUGGUGGCAUGUCUUUUAGUUUUAGUGGCAUUUCUUUAGUGGCAUUUCUUUUGAAGUCAUUUCUUUUGGGGGUAUUUCUUUAGUGGCAUUCGUUUUAUCUUUUGAGUUAAAGAUGUCUGCAAACACUACAGUUUCAGCCUUGCUCUCAUCACAGAAUAUUGACCAUCAGAUUAAAAUCCUUUUAAGUUUGAGCAUUGCUCUUAUCAGAGCCUAGUGACCAUCAGAGUACAGUCUGUCUGCAAACACUACAGUUUGAGCAUUGCCCUCAUCACAGCCUAGUGACCAUCAGAGUACAGUCUGUCUGCAAACACUACAGUUUGAGCAUUGCCCUCAUCACAGCCUAGUGACCAUCAGAGUACAGUCUGUCUGCAAACACUACAGUUUGAGCAUUGCCCUCAUCACAGCCUAGUGACCAUCAGAUUACAGUCUGUCUGCAAACACUACAGUUUGAGCAUUGCCCUCAUCACAGCCUAGUGACCAUCAGAUUACAGUCUCUCUGCAAACACUACAGUUUGAGCACUGCCCUCAUCACAGCCUUGUGACCAUCAGAUUACAGCCUGUCUGCUGACACUACCGUUUGAAAGGCCAUGUUUUUGUUACUCACUCACCGUUGUGCUAGACCUCAAUGUUGACAAAGGAAUGCCACAAGCAUCAGACGUCAGUAACAACAUUCCGAUCACAAAUCUGCCCCAGGGAGAUUAAACAUUGGAGGGCUGUGGCGAGGCCUGUGGCGCAUUCGUUCCCCGUCUGCUAGUGUAUUUUUACUUGAUCUCCUGUUCUUCAACUACAUCUUGUGACCUUCUUACAGGUUGAUUCUGAUACAACCUACCCUUUAUCUGAUACAACCUACCCUUUACCUGAUACAACCUACCCUUUAUCUGAUACAACCUACCCUUUACCUGAUACAACCUACCCUUCGUCUGAUACAACCUACCCUUUAUCUGAUACAACCUACCCUUUAACUGAUACAACCUACCCUUUAUCUGAUACAACCUACCCUUUAUCUGAUACAACCUAUCCCUUAUCUGAUUAUAAAAGUGUUGGACUGAGAUAAAGCUUUUAAAUAAAUUAACAAUUUGUGUCAAUAUAACAAUAUAUGUUAAGCUUUAAUAACAGUUUUACAUACUUUACAAGUCAAAAUUUCGGGGAAUUCCUUCAUCAGUGUAACAACAAAACAUUUAAAUAAGUCUAAAUUAAAUUGACAUCAUAUGUAGAUAGGCCUUCAUCUAUCCUACCUAAAAAAAAGAACACAAAUAAGAACAGUUAUAUGUAAAAAAAAAUCUAGUACUAAAAAGGUCAAAAAUACAGGUACAAAUAUAUAGCAGCAGUCAGAAUUAAAUUUAAUCAACUGAUUAUAAAGUGUUGGACUGCGAUAAAGCUGUAAAAUAAAUAAAUUGACGCGAACAAAUUAUUAUCGAAGCUUAACAUAUAGUGUUGUAUUGACACAAAUUGUUCACGUCUGAUAAAUUUAUUUUAAAGCUUAUCACAGUCCAACACUUGUAUAAUUAGUUAAUUAAAUUUAAUUCUGAGUGCUACUAUAUAUCUGUACCUAUUUUAACUACUAGACUAAUUCAACAUAUAAGUGUACCUAUUUUUUUCUAUUUUUUAGGUAGGAUCUAUGUAUGCACAAAUUAAGUUAAUGUAAUGUAUACAUUUAAAUGUUUUGCCCUUAUCUGAUUCAACUUACUCUCCCCCGCCGCCCGCCCCCCCCCCCUUAUACAUGCGACCGAUUACAAUUGUGUUUCUUUUUAGAUUUAUUUAUUAUCUGACUCUGUCAUCACCUGCCAUCACCUGCCAUUACCUGCCAUAACUUGCCAUCACCUGCCUUUCCCUACCAUCGCAUAGCAUUACCUGCCAUCACCUGCCAUUGCCUGCCAUUACUUGCCAUCAUGCGCCUUUCCCUACCAUCGCAUAGCAUUACCUGCCAUCACCUGCUAUUACCUGCCAUUACUUGCCAUCACCUGCCUUUCCCCACCAUCGCAUAGCAUUACCUGCCAUCACCUGCUAUUACCUGCCAUUACUUGCCAUCACCUGCCUUUCCCCACCAUCGCAUAGCAUUACCUGCCAUCACCUGCUUUUACCUGUCGUCACUUGCCAUCACCUGCCAUACCUGCCAUCAACUGCCAUUACCCGCCGUCCCUUGCCGUCAACUGCCAUCACCUGCCAUCACCUGCAUUUACCUGACAUCAUCUGCCAUAACCUGCCAUUAUCUACCAUCAUCUGCCAUCACCUGCAUUACCUGCCAUCAUCUGCCAUCAUCUGCCAUCACCUGACAUCACCUGCCAUUACCUGCCAUCAUCUGCCAUCACCUGCCAUCACCUGCCAUCACCUGCCAUCACCUGCCAUCAUCUGCCAUCACCUGCCAUCACCUGCCAUCAUCUGCCAUCACCGGCCAUCACCUGCCAUCACCUGCCAUCACCUGCCAUUACCUGCCAUCACCUGCCAUCACCUGCCAUUACCUGCCAUCAUCUGCCAUCACCUGCCAUCACCUGCCAUUACCUGCCAUCACCUGCCAUUACCUGCCAUCAUCUGCCAUCACCUGCCAUUACCUGCCAUCAUCUGUCAUCACCUGCCAUUACCUGCCAUCAUCUGCCAUCAUCUGCCAUCAUACAUCCCCUGCCAUCUUCUGUCAUCACCUGCCAUUACCUGCCAUCAUCUGCCAUCACCUGCCAUUACCUGCCAUCAUCUGCCAUUACCUGCCAUCAUCUGCCAUCACCUGCCAUUACCUGCCAUCUUCUGCCAUCACCUGCCAUUACCUGCCAUCAUCUGCCAUCACCUGCCAUUACCUGCCAUCAUCUGUCAUCACCUGCCAUCACCUGCAAUUACCUGCCAUCACCUGCCAUUACCUGCCAUCAUCUGCCAUCACCUGCCAUUACCUGCCAUCAUCUGUCAUCACCUGCCAUUACCUGCCAUCAUCUGCCAUCAUCUGCCAUCAUCUGCCAUCACCUGCCAUUACCUGCCAUCUUCUGCCAUCACCUGCCAUUACCUGCCAUCAUCUGCCCUUGGGCCUAAAUCGGCAAUAAAUUUAGUUUGACUUUUACAAACACUCCAGCGUUGUCUGUACUAGCACACAGCAAAAUUAACUUGAGAAAUGGCUGCUGCAUCAGACGUCUCACAUAUCAAUUAUCCUGACAAAUGUCUGUUUAGACCAGACUUCUCACAUAUAAAUUAUCCUGACAAAUGUCUGUUACAUCAGACUUCUGACAUAUAAAUUAUCCUGACGAAUGUCUGUCUCAUCUGACUUCUCACAUAUAAAUUAUCCUGACGAAUGUGUGUCUCAUCUGACUUCUCACAUAUAAAUUAUCCUGACGAAUGUCUGCUACAUCAGACUUUUCACAUAAAAAUUAUCUUGACAAAUGUCUGCUACAUCAGACUUUUCACAUAUAAAUUAUCUGGACAAAUGUCUGUUAGACCAGACUUCUCACAUAGAAAUUGUCCUGACAAAUGCCUGUCAGACCAGAUGCCCUUCAAAAUCGCAAGUAAUAAUAAACAUCUGAUGCCUGUAGCGGGGAAAUGGAAGUUCACCCCCCCCCAAACUCCCUGGUCCAACCCUCUACCUUGCGUCCCUCCCCAACCACCACAUUCCCUCCCCUCAAGCUGCCCCCAUCCUUCCAUUGUUAUGAUACAUCUUGACACCAGGAAAUGGCAGUCGUAUCACCUCUGGAGUGAAAUAUUAUUCUUUGCUCCAUCGGCUCUCACACGAUUGAGUAUAAAAUGAUGGCUUUCCGAUGGCCUUCCAAGCCUUGAAGUGUCAAUCAGAAAUUUUACCAAGGGAACUUUCCACGCCCCGUUGUCAUAUCCUAACUAGUAACAUGCUAACCUGACGCCCCAACGCCCCGGGGACUCGGCGCCUCCCUCACACAUCAAUUAUGAAGACAAAGUCAUGCAGUAAAACGAAGUAGCAUUUUAACAUAUAUUAUGAGCCGAAUAGUCAGUGUCUGUUGAUGGGAGUCAAGUUAUGAGGACAUAUGCUCGUUACAUAACUGUCCAUAACCUCAAUCUGUAUCCCCUGAAGAUUCAUGAACUAAAUAUUCAUGACAUGUUAGUACUCCACCGACUGAAGUCCCACUCAAACAUGCUGAAAUGUGUCAUUGUUUUUGUCAAAAGUAUCGCACCGAAAUGACAGUUGUCUCGGACGAUGAUUGUGACAGUUGUCUCGGACGAUGAUUGUGACAGUUGUCUCGGACGAUGAUUGUAACAGUUGUCUCUGACGAUGAUUGUAACAGUUGUCUCUGACAAUGAUUGUAACAGUUGUCUCUGACGAUGAUUGUAACAGUUGUCUCUGACAAUGAUUGUAACAGUUGUCUCUCAUGAUGAUUGUGACAGUUGUCUCUAACGAUGAUUGUGACAGUUGUCUCUGACGAUGAUUGUGACAGUUGUCUUGACGAUGAUUGUGACAGUUGUCUCUGACGAUGAUUGUGACAGUUGUCUUGACGAUGUUUGUGACAGUUGUCUCUAACGAUGUUUGUGACAGGAUGGCUGUGUUUGAGCCCUUUCAUUAACACACCUAUCAAACUAAAUGCUUGUACUCUCUAUUCUAAUUGUUUUAAACGAGAUCUUGUUUACCGAUCAAAUCCAAGUCACAAAUAAUUGAUGGUCCUGGACUUAUUAUCUAGAGUUGUCAAUACAAUUUCAUAGAAGUGUAGCUUAACAUUAAGUUAAAAAUAAGUUAGUGGAAUGCAUUAAUACAACCUAAAUAAAGAUUUGGUUUGGCCCUGGGGGUGGGGGUGUAACUUAAUGCAGUCAUUUAAGUCCGGCAUUUAUUUGGUGAAUAAGACAUACACACACUCAUUUCACUCAUCGAAUUAAAUCGUUUGGAUUGUAGCACGUGAUUUGUUAUGUGAACAUAUAAAAAAGAAACUCUCUAAUGACAUACAUAUUACGCUUUUCAUAUUAAAUAUUACAGAAUCUACAUAGUUUUAAAACGUGUUAAAUAACUGUUGACAGUCAUGAUUAACUUUAAUUAAGUAACGAUUUUUAAAAAAAAAUAGAUUUAAAAAAAAAAAACCGACGUGCCUUGGUGUGUGAGAACCGCUGGCCUAACCCACAUGGAAGCCGUUGCACCAUAUGGUAUCACCGAUGAUGUCACUUUGCUUGAUUCAAAGCACAUGUCGAGGUGCUCAUGGGAACGGAGAGGCGAAUAGGAGUCGGGUCUUUUGGGCCAUCAUCAAGAGCAGUGUCUGAAUUAUUAGUUUCACGUGAGCCACGUUCUGAACAAAGCCUAGCGGUGGACCAGGUCUGGCCAGAGGUGCAUGCAACAAUCGCGACAUGUCAGUGAGUGGGCGGGCAUCUGGGCUCGUCUGCCCGAGUCCGUGGGAACUUUGUGAGACAAUAGUUUACCUUCAUUCAAACUCAAUCAUGAUUGUAUAAACUGGAAAUAGCGAGAAGCGGCUCGAGUGGGCAUAAAUUUGGAAUCGGGGGUCAAGAAAUGUGGCCGUUAUAUGCAGCCUGAUUUUAGCAUUAAAAAUGUUUUGCAUGGAAUCCAGAAUAACAAAAUAAGAUGUGUAUCAAAAGUUAAAUAAUAGCAGCAGGGGCAAAAAGUCUUACGUGGAUCAGGAAAGCAGUCAAUACAAAAUAUUGUACGUAGCUAUUUGUAUCUAGUUUAAUCUAUUUUUAUUGGACAUUUCCAGGUUCAAGGCCAAGUUAACAACCUGACAGCCAGCAUGCACUCAGCAGACCACGACUGGGCCCAACAUCCCGCCAGGGGCGCCAACGACUCGCCCUACUCCAACAAUGGGGCGUACCAGGGCGUCAACAUCAACCAGAACAUCCCUCCACCCAACGCAGUGUACAGACACGCCCCUGACAAGCCCCAGUCUUACGGCGAGUCACAUCUGAGGUUCCCAAGCGAUGGACUUAACCCUUUGCCGAUGCACCGACCGCAGCACAACGAGCGAGUGCCCUUGUACGAUCACAUCAACAGGGCCAGGUCAUCCAUAGAAGUCAGGGACCGCGCGGGGCCGCCCUUUUACGAUCAGCGGCUUGUCAACCCCUUAGCGGACGUGGAGGGCAUUCAAAGAAACAUUAGGAAUUCUGCUGAACAACUCGGAGGCGUCCAUUUCAGAAACAUUGGUGUGGGUAACCAUGAGCUAGAUAUGGGCGUUGUGGACAGGCACGCCCUGGGCGUGGUGGAGAGCGAAGACAACGCAAACAAAGCUGAUUUUAUGCCUCGUUUUGGACCGACAAGUUUUGGAAUGGAUAGCGCGCGGGUACCUCGAAGUGCGCCGGUGGAGAGCUCGGAGUUUAGAGCGGAUCCACGAGACGGGACCAGCGUGGAUUCCGAUAUUUUGAGGCGGGUCAACGCAAGUUUUGAAUAUGUGAAAUACUUUCACGAACGUUUGAAGUCGGCCGAGAUUCUAAGUGGACAGCCUUAUAAGACGGAGUACGAGUUGAUUCCGUUCAACCGGUUUAUUUAUAACAGGAUCUACAUGGUGGACCCGGGACUCGGGAAACGUGUCGUGGAGAAGCCGAUUGGCUCCAAGAAGAAAGACCUCAAUGAGAUCUUGUACCACGCCGUGGAGUCUCUCAACAACAACCGGACAGAGGCGUUUCAGUACAGCUACGAUGACUUUGUCGAGGGCGUGUACCGGACGGACCCCGCCUGGGGCUCGCACUACGAGCUGUACUUCAUCAACAAGGAUGACUCGAAGAGGCACAACUCUUACGUCAAACUUUCUGUCUUCCGUCCCUUUGCGCCUCCGAUGACGGUCUCCCAGAACGUGAUCACCACCGGCCCGGAGUGGAUCAACAUCAUCCUGCCGUUAUCCAAGCGCGUGGAGACGUUCCGGCAGUUCAUGGAGCAGUUUGUCCGCGUCUGCAUCAAGCACGACAAGCGGAUCUACCUCACCGUGGUCUACUUUGGACCGGAAGGCCUCAAGGAGGUCAAGAGCAUCAUGGGUCACGUGGCCAAAGCCAAUAAGUUCAAACACAUGAAGCUCGUGACGCUGAACGAGACUUUCGCCAGGGGGCGUGGCCUUCAGAUCGGGGCGCUCAACUGGAAAGGUGGCGGGGACGUGCUCAUGUUCUUUUGUGACGUGGACAUCGUCUUCUCCCCGGAGUUUUUAGAGCGGUGCCGGUUAAACUCCGAACGAGGCCAGCGCGUGUACUACCCCAUAGUGUUCAGCCUUUACAACCCGAAGAUUGUCUACUCCUUACAAGACGUCGCCAUGCCACCCUUCCAAGACCAGCUGGUCCUGUCUAAAGACACCGGGUUUUGGCGGGACUUUGGCUACGGCAUGACCUGCCAGUACCGGUCAGAUUUCUUGAAAAUUAAAGGCUUCGACGAGCAGAUCACGGGGUGGGGUGGGGAGGAUGUCUUUUUGUACCAGAAAUUCGUGCGCAGCGAUUACUUCGUCGUCCGCGCGACAGAUCCCGCAAUAUUCCACUUGUGGCACGAGAAGUUCUGCGACCCCACGCUGACGGCCGAGCAGUACAAAAGCUGCAUACGCUCCAAGGCCCUCAACGAGGCCUCGCACGCUCAGCUGGGACUACUGGCCUUCAAAGAUGAAAUUGAUGUCCACAGGGGAGUGAGCGAGAGAAACAGUUUGUUGUCUCGUGGCGGC
Messenger RNA from Lymnaea stagnalis (great pond snail), 57905 nucleotides. The record is from the annotation of a GenBank genome assembly. Lineage: Eukaryota; Metazoa; Mollusca; Gastropoda; Lymnaeidae.